UCGACUACUGCCGCCCUCUGUCGGUGCGACCGUUUUGUCUGACGCGUGAAAAAAAUCACACUGGACACGGAAAGUUCGUGUUUUUCACUAUAAUGGCCAAGACCAGCGUCGAGCCACCCACCACAGCGUAUAAUAACCGGUUGCGCAUCGAAAAGUCGAAAAAAGUACCGAAAACCGGAGACCAAAAGUCGCGGAAACGCAGCAGCACCCGUAACGCGAUCCAUUCGUCUUCCCUGCCAAAGAGCGCCGAUUCCGAGGCCACCGACGUUAACGCGUACAACGCGGCCGCCAUGCCGAUGUGCGCGCGUCAAAAUGGGAAGCCGUUGCCGCGCGAAAUGCGUCCGUCCACUUCGUCGUCGUCAUCAGCGGCGGCCGGGCACACACGGAUUUCGGACAACCGUUACGCGAAAAACGCCCCAACGGGAACCGGCCCAUUACAGGUAAAUGACGUUUAAGGGGAUUGCGAUGGUUGACGGAAAAAAAAUAUUUAAAAAAAAAAUUGAGCUGCAAAGCUCCGUCGCUAGAGUCGGAUUACCCCUAGGAUGACUUGAGACCGUUACUAUCAAGUAAUUCUCGGGAGUUUCGAAAUCGUACAACAUAUACGGUGGGAUCGGUGGUUGGAAGUUUAAACCUUAUCUAAAGGCACCGAUUCUAUUAUCAUAUUUAUCCAUCAUAACCAAGUUAAUUACGUACAUGAGUCGGUGAAGGUAUUUAAACCCCGAUAUUUCCUGCGAAAACAUUGAAAUCUGAUACGGUUGGGGAACAGGUUAAUAGUUGAAACCACUAAAAGGCACAUCUUUGAUGCGUACACCACGCAUAUACAAAUGCCAUUUACUUGGCUUUUUAUGCUCAUAUCUUUCAUGUUUUUACAAGAAAUACCGGGUUUUAAAUACCCUCACCUUCAAAUGAAAGUAAGUCACUUGGUUAAAAUAUGUACAUUAUAUAAAUACAUAAUGCAUUGUUGUUGAGGAAGUGCCUUAAGAAGGCUUGGACUUUUAACCCAUAACCUCAUUGUUUGUUUGUAUAUUAGCAACAAUCUUGAAAACUAUUAUAACCAAUUUCGAACUUUUUCAUUAUCGAGCUUAUCAUUAUAAAAAAAAAAAACAUUGAAUAUAAUACGGCAAUAGGUCAUCUGAUGGGUGGGAAAUACGACUCUAGUGACGGAACUUUGCUGCUGCUUGUGUGUUUUUUAGGUUCUGAGUCGAGUAAGGAAUGUAUUGGUUUUACAAUAAUAUUUUUUUUUUCUGUGGAACCUUUUCUACCAGCGAUUUUGCUCCGAUUUACAAUACUAACAUUUUUUUCGGAGAUGCUUUAGAGAGGUCAUUUUUUGAUUUUCCAAAGAGUUUUCCCCCAAAAAAAAUGAAAAACCGGGAAAAUAAGUACAAUGUUAAACAAAUAUUAUUAAAAAAAUUAUAUAAUGCAUAUGCAAUUAUUUUACCAUAAUACGACUAUAUAUAUUGCUGACGAAGCAACACUAUCAACUGAACUUCAAUCAGAAUCGUUUUUCGUUAACAACGGUUAAUCAUUCCGCACAGAUAUACAUUAAAAUAUGUUCUCUCUCCUACCUUCUAAUUUCUCACCUACAACAGCGGCCCACCCACGCGCGAAAUACGUCUGUUUUUAAUUAUUAUUUACGUACAUUCAUAUUGCCACGGGCAACUAUAGUAAAGAAUCACAGAUACUUAUACACAAAUACUCAAUGGUCGUGAUUUUUCGUUCGUAGAUCACUCGGAAAAUAUUUUUUCGAGGCUACAAUGCUAUAUUUAAUAACGUUUGAAGAUUCCACAUUAUUUUGUUACGCGUGUAUAAGAUAAAUAUAUUACUAUUUAUAAAUAUAUAAUACGAACGCCGUAAUUUGUACUUUGGUCGGUCAACAACAAGUUAAAUAAAAAAACCGCCUCGACUGUGAAUCUCACAGUUCAAAAAUAAUACACGAAUGUCCUUUGGUGAUAAAAAGCGCAUCGUAUGACAAUGUCGUCGCUGCCGUGAGAACAAUAUUAUUAAAAUAAACGCGCCAAUUGUGUAAUACAACGCGCAACAAUACGAGUUUAAAAAAAAAAGUAAUACUCGACUGUUUUUUAGACGAAAAUCGUGCCGUGGAACUGGCCGAGGGGGUGUGUCCCUAGUCUAGAAACCCCUCCCCUGUCAUUUGAAUCCCACCGUAUGUAUUUAAAAAAAAAAACCUGCGCGCACAAAUCGCCGUUUAUUUAAUCGGAAAUUCGAUGGCGCGGAGCAAACGGUUUUGUGGCGAUAUUGCAAGAUGUCUUUGACCACCUUGGAAGAAUUCCGGUUGCGUCACUGUCGCGGUACACCGGCGGUACGAGUACCGUGUGCCUGCCCACCGAUAUCGCGGGGCCUGUAAAGUCCGAAAAGCGUGCCGCGAGGUUUUAUUCGGAUUGUUGGCAAUCCGUUAAAAACCCAGUGGUGUGUCGAGCGCCGUUGUUGUCUGACGGUAAUUCCGGCUACACAUGCGCAGGGUCUACCAAAUUCUCACGUCGCCCGUUUUCAAGAGUGUGGCGCGUGUGCGCCGUAUUGGCGUAUGCGCUCGCCCACUCUCGAAACCGUGGAACACAUAAUUUGGAAGACCCUGUACGCGGCUAUGUGCAUGCGUGCGCGUGUGUGUGUUUAUAUAAUGACUAUAAAUAUGUAUCGAAAACAAAAAAUUAAAAACGAUAAUCACGUGAGCAGACGCCGUUUUGCUCGGCAUGAAAAAAAAAAAAAAACUCAAGGACAUCGGCGACAACAGUCUCUAAUGCGGUAGACAAAAGUGAAUCAUUGAUAUCGGUCCCCCGGACGGUGCAAUAUUAUAUUAAUAUUAUUCGUUAUGACGGUAUUAAAUACCGCUGUCUGCGCAAUCAUCUAUACCAGAACAAUAUCGUGCCGGACCGUUAAGAUUACGGUUAUAAGAUAACGAUAAUAAUAAUAACAGUACAGUCUUUCCGUGGAAACAGUAUAUUGAAUUUAAUAUAUUGUUCGUUUGACGAUUUAAACCGUAAAAACCAUCGUCCUCGCCGCGACAGAUGGGUUUUUUUUUCCAUUUUUUUCCACCUCCCUCCCCCUCGUCGUUUAAUUGAACGCGUUGAAACAAACAAAAAUCACGUAAGCUGUUCAACAUCGGCUUCUAAUUUAUGUUGUUAGGGUUGUACUCGUAUAUGUGUUUGCUGACAAUAACGUACGUCGUUUGCAUUUACUAUGUUUAAAUGUGCCGAGCACGUCGACACUGCACGCAUACUGCAAUAGUCACAUUUAAAUUAUGUUUUAUUUGCACUUUGCGAUCCCGAGUGUGUACGAUUUUGUCAAUGUGUUGGUAAGGAACGCAUACAUUUUUUAGGGACGAAGAAUGGAAUGCAUUAUUUUUAGAAUAAAACCACGUGGAACGGGAUUUAGUUCUUAUUUAUGAGAAACGUAGACGCGAAUCUUCGUUUCUUCUUCUUUUCUUCAAUUUUCACAUUUUUCCUUACAUUACAAUAUUCUUAUAGUUAAGUGCAUGAGUGACUUAUGUGUAUAAUGUAUAAUAUAUUUCUAAUAAUUAGUUUGGACUUUUUCUCUAGGUAUUAAUAUAAAAGAAAAAUAAUGUGUACAACAGUUAUUUAAAUAGGCGAAAACUGGAGCGGCUGUUUUGUUUUCGAUCGAAAAUAUUUCAGAUAAAAGCGCCCAAGAAAAUAUUCUCUUCUUUAAAUUUCGUCAUUCGUGAUUAAACGCCCGAUUUCAAAUUAAUCCAAUUCCAUAAAAAAUAACCUAAUUUCGGAGGCUGUUUCACCGGUUUUAGUUGGACUGAUGAAACGGUAAAAAUAAUUGUCGAGGAAGCACGUAUAAUAAUGUUAGUGUACUAAAUAAAAUGUCCAGAGAUUAAUUUAACGGAUAUAAAUUGAUUGGAAAAAUACCAUUUUUUUUUUUUUUUGUUCUUUUUUAAUUUCCGGAGUUUCAACAUAAUCGAGUCUCUCGCUACCGCCCCCCCCCCCUGGAUGUAUACAUUCAAAUCGGUUAGAAUAUUAAAAAACAACAAAAUCUUCAUUACUGUUCGAGAUUUCGAUUCUCUCGCGGCAUUUGAUUAGUAUUAAAAACGAAAAACAUGUACGUGGUGGGAAUUGGGUCACUAUAUACCUACACACUCAUAUGGGUAACAAUAAACGAUAUAGGCUGGACAAUUGAUGGACCGGAGUGCGUAGGCACGUACGCCGUCGAAAUCGGAAACGGUCAUAAUAACAUACGAGUACCUCCAAAAGUAAAAACACUUUAGAAUUUUGUUUUUUUUUUUUGUCUACUAAUUGAUAAUAUUAUUACUAAAUUCGUAGAAGAACAAAAAAAUAUUUUCGUCCGACGAAAAAACGUUUACACCAACUUGUCGACUUUCUUAUUGGUCAGUUAUCUGAAUUAUAAAGAAUAUCUCGCGUUCCUUGGCGAAACAAAAAAAUAAAAAAAUAAUAAUUUAAAACGACAGUAAUGGUUAAAAAAAAAACACGUUUUUUGUUCUUCAAGUUCACGAGUCGCUGUAUACAUAGGUAUUCGAUAGUUUAUGAAUCACUGGUUCGAAACCACUCUGGCAGAUGUUUGAGAACGGUAUUUUACCAUUUCGAAGGCUACACAAUAAUAUUUCAACAUUUAAAAUAACAACUAUCCUGAGCGAAAAUAUAAUAAUUUUAAAUUAAACGUAUGUAAAAUUAGUUAUAUCACUAGACUUUUAUCAAAACACUCCAAUAAUUGCAGUAUAUUGAAAUAUUGCCAACGAUAUCGUACCGAAAUAUAUUGAAUUUCAAUAAAUAAUUCCCGAUUCACCAAAAUCAAUAUUAUUGUAAUCGCAUGUACAUCAAACACGUAUAAUUAUUAUAACUAUAUAAAAUAACCACGGAACAUAACGACGGAAAAAGAGGAUCACGAUACGUUUUACAAUAAUCCGUACAUUUUUUUAUUAUUCGUGUAUUAUUAUUAAAUUGUUUUUAUUUAAAUAAAACUAUCACGUGAAUAAACAACGUACAAUCAGAAAAAGACUUCCUUACGCACCAAAAAUAAGACAAUAUUUUAUUUCAGAAAAGAUGCUUCUCAUGAAAAUUAGAUCCAGAUUUCUGGUAAAAAGAUAAAAUUGGAAAAAUUGAAAAUAAUGCAACUUUCAUUGCCGCGGGAAUUCGUCUGGUUUUCCAUUACGGGUUUGUCCCAAUUAUAAUGAAAACUACACUUGGAAAAUCAAAAAACUGAGACCACCUCAAUGCACCAAUUACAACCAAAAUGCUAUGAAAAUCUCUCUUGUCCGUUUUUAAUUGGAGCCAGAUUUACGAUCGAAAGGUUGUACAUAGACACACGCACCAAAAAUCACACAUCAUCUAGCAAAACCAAUACGUUUCCUCACUGCACUCAGAAUCGAAACAUAAAUUCAAAAACGCAUCUAAAAUAACAUACUUAUAAACGAACUAAAAUGUAAAUAAAACUAUUUUCUCACAUAUAUAUCGCAAUAACAUCGAAAUUGAAUACGAGUAUAGUAAAUUUUAACACACAUACAUUUAAAUAUAAGGUGUUAUUCAGUUAAUGAAAUAGUCCCUCUCAAGUUGAUUAACUAAUAGUGUGUAAGGGUUCCGUAAGAGAUUGUGAUACUUUCUUUCAUUAUUUCAGACCAGUGGUACCCAAACUGUGGUCCGCGUGUUUUAUUAUCAUAUUAGAUGGUUUGCCAAAUGAUUUUGUCCCCUGAAAUAAUUGAUACUUGUUUGUGCAUUUUUUUUUUUUUUAAAAACGUUUUUCAUUAAAAACGAAAAACGAUUUAAUAUGAAAAACGAUAUUUCUGGUAAAAAACACGAAUCGUAAAAAUUUAAAAUAAUGAAAUAAUAACGCCGUAAAUAUAUUCGUUUUUAUUAUUUGUCUCCUGAGGUUUCUUAAUUCUUAUAAAAAAUUACUUAAAAAAUCAAAAAAUAACUUUCAUUCUAAGUAAAUAGAUUCAAAACGUAAUAAAAAAGAUUUCUUAUCAUUUUUCGUUUAAAGCAAGUAUUCUGUUCGAAAAUUGUUUUACAGACAGAAAAAACAAAUUUGAAAAAAAUACACCUCAUAUAAUAAUAAUAACUUAUUUAUAAUAAAUAAAUAAAUACGGUCGAAAGCCCAAUUUUGACAUAUUUUAAGUGGACACAGAAAAAACAUGUAAUCUUAAGUAUAAUAAUAUAAAAAAUAAUUAAUAAUAAAAAACAGCGAACGUGAUGUGUAUCUAGAUUAAUAACGUAGACAAUAGGGAUUAGUUAAUGUUAACUAUGGAGUCAUGUAAAAAAUAGAUAUUAAGAUGGUUAUUACACAGGGACAUUACUCUUGAGGAGUGAGUUUUUGGCAGUCUAUACUGUGAGUUGGAAUAUAGAAUAUUAUGUGGUAUCUUUGCUGAGGAAUUUUAAUUUGGAUUAAAUUGAAUAAGUAUGGAAAUUAAUAAAACCAUUGAUGAGGUUGAAAAUAAAAGUCAUAUUCACUGCUUUACGUCUAGUGACCAAUGUGAGGAGGUCUAAAUAAACGCGCACAGGUUGAUAAAUGCGUAUUUUUAGAAACAAUCUUGGAUUCUUUUGAUUGGAUUACGUUCUAAAUUAGUAUAUGAACUCCAAAUAAUGAAACCAUACUCCAAAAUAGAUAUUAUUUUAAAUGGAACAAAACCUUAUAAUGAUGAAAACGUAACAAAUUCGUUUCAACGAACCGUGAAAAUAUUAUGGUCGCAAGCAGUUUACGAAGUUCUAGUAAGUUAUUUAUACGCAGUGGCGGUUUGUGAAAUAUUGCUAACUAUUCCUCAUUUUUCUUGCAACCACUUUAUUGAUAUUGACAUUUUUCUUCCAUUUUGGCAUUCGACAUGUGCCUCAUGGAAAACUUAGUUCAUUGGAUGGCUUUAAUUUAUCCAUUGUUAUCUAAUUAUCCAUACGAUUUAUUGAUUCAUAAAAUACUGACAAAAAAAAAAAUAGCGUUAAAUAUUAUCCUAUUUAUUUUGAUGUCUAUAAUUUAAAAUUUUAAUCGGGUAUAAGCGUGGAUAACAUCAUAUUACCCUCAUAUUGCUAUUAUCAUACUUGUACGGCUUCGUAAUAUUAUUAUACUUUUUGCCGUGUUUGAAUACUUUUUUUUCUUUCUAACAAAUAACCCAUGAGAGGUUUCCUUUUUGUUUUUCAUAGAUUUUUUAAUUUUUUUCGUACGUCGGUUUAGCCGGUAUACCUGGAUAGUUGAAUAGGUAUUUGUUAAAAAUUAAAAAUUAUUUUAACCGGGAAUAGGGACGAUAUUGAAAAUGUAUAUAAGACUCAGAUUUAUGAUAAAAAUCAAACUCAUAAUAUGUUAGGACUAAGAGUAUAUUUCAAAGUGAACGGAGGGGAGGGCGAUCAUCCCCUCUCUGGAUCCGCCACUGUGAAGACAACAAAUACGGGCGUGGCGUUCUCUCAGACCGUUGUUAUGAUUUGUGAAACCUUGGGCGAAAUUUAAAAUAUUUUCGUAUUUUUCUAUAUUAUAAUUAUAAUUUGUUUUUAGUGCGAGGCCCAGGGCCUGGACCCUGCCCGCUCCCUCUUUCAAGAUUGGAACGGACUUGAUCCUCUUACAGAAGAAUGGAACUGUUUUUGCCAUUUUUUUUACUACCUGCCAAAACUUAAAUUCAGUAUUUACUAAUAUGAAAUAUACAUUUUUCCGAAGCACAAUCCCUCUAAAAAAAAUAUCUAAAUACGACCUGUUCGGCAGAUUUUGACAAUUUUCUACGCAAGUACGUACCUAUACUCAUAGGAAUUUGUUAAUUCAUGCGCCCUGUGUAUUCGUUGUUUACACCCGUAGAAAAAGUACUCGAUUACUGCUGAUUUUCGCUGAUGUCAAAUAUUUUACAAAAAAAAAAAUACAAAUACAAAUCCCCUAGUCGGGAAAAUAUUAUCGUUUUGUCCGAAUAAGCCGAAAAUGUAAUGAUAUCGAUAUUGUGACGUUUUAAUAUCACAGGCGACUGACUUGGGUUCAUCAUUUUUCGUUCGGCUGACACGUAACAUUUUUUUACCUACACUUACAUAUUAUUUUAUUCGUCUCGAAUUGUUUCAAUGCAGCAAUAACACUCUCCAGUAAUAUAACGGGCGGGAUCCGUUUCGCCGAAAACACAUUUUAAGUUGGCAAUCAAAUAAGGUUUCGAACAAUCGCAAAACACCACAAUAAAAAAAAAAAAACAAAACGAUUUAAAAACGUAUACAAUAUUAUCUAUACUUGUUGUUGGUUUAUACUACGGUUUUUAAAAUAUAACCACAAUGAUGCGAAACACAAUAUUUAUUAUACGUUCGUCGUCUUCGCGGUCACAUGUAAUAAAUAUCUACCGACGAUCACCGAUAGCAUCUUUGGCUUAGCGUAGACAUUUAGCGGGUAUAAACUUCAUGAAAGAUCUUUCAAAUAAUAAUGUGAAUUCGUAUGUCCUCACCUCUUUGCUUCAUUUUAAGAUUCCCCAGCGCAAUAUUAGGUUAUUCGUUUCCUUUUUAAUUCCACAUUCUGCCACUAACUACGUGUGUAAUGAACCUAUUUGGCGGUUAAUAUCUCCCGCCAAUGCGGGUCUCUCCUUUCUUAUGUCUGUCCAUGAAAUAUAAAAUUUUGUUUCGUGUACCUUUAUUACUUACUUUUACUGUAUAUUUUUUCUUUAAUGUCGUAUAACAUUAAAACUGCUAUGUAUAUUGUACUUUUAAACAAGGGCUACGCCCGUAAAUGUUUAUAUGAAUAAGUAAAUAAUAAUAUUAUAAUAUUCCUAUUCAUCUCGCUAUCGAGAUUCGCUGUCUGGAUAAAUGUGGUCGAUCAACAUUGGUUAGUCGACUAUUAUAAUGAAGAAGUUUCCGCACUGAUAUAUAUUAUCAGUUCAGUGUUUACAAGACGUAGUAGUAGAAGUUAGCAGUUCCCCCCUCCCUCAUCGAAAUCCGAGUUGUGUAUAGUUUUAAAAGUUUUAAAGUUAAGGAACCAUUUAGCUACGAUUCAAACAAAAGUUUAAAGCCCGUUUUGUUUGAACCGUAGCUUAUGUGUUUACGAUAAGUGAGCGAGAUAAAAAACACGGUGAUUUUUAACCGAUACACAUAUAGUUUCACUUCGAAAAAAUCGAGUACAGACGAAAUUCGUUGGCCGUGUAUAAAGCGCACGUGUUCAAAUAAAUUAUAUACGUCAAAUUCUAAAGAGACGAACGAAGGAGACAUUUUAAAUUCCAACAUAAUCAUACAUCAUGCGGUGAUACCGAAGUAAAUCGACCAAUAAUAAUUAGUAAGUGUUCCGUGUAAACGAAAAGCUUCUGAAAAUCUGGACAUACAGCCAAGAAAAAUUGUUUUCAGAAAAUAUUCAACUUAAAAUGAUCAUGAAAUUAGGCGUGAAGCUUUUUCUCUUAUCCCAACUACCAUAAAAGAAACACAUAUGGCUCUAAAUACACCAAAAACCUCUUAUGUUACAAAAAACUAACCAUUUAUAUUGGCGAAUGAUGAAAUCAAAAAUGUUAUCAUUUAUACGAAUGUCGCGUUCCAAUUUUGUGCUCGGUUCAUUGAGCAAAUGUUUUGUAUGUCUAUGAUUUAAAAAAAAUGGUCAUUAUAUAAGUAUUUAUAUAUACUAUAUACCUUAUAGUGGCAGGUGAUCCAUUUAAGUAGGUGCACUCAUAUCUCAUAAAAUAUUAACUUUUUCUGGAAUUUGUUUUCUAGGAAAUUUAAAAAACAAGUAGCUCUACAAUUUUAUAUUUAUGUUAUUUUUUGAGGGUAAAACCACUAUCUACUUUUGAUUUUCAAAAAGCAGGUUAUAUUAAAAAUUCCAUAAAUAGAUGGAGUAUUAGUUAAAAUAAAUUUUAGUGUUGAAAUGUUUGAUUUCUGACGAGAUAUUCCACUUUUACGUUUGGGAUGAAGGAGAGUAGUGGUGCAUUAAUCAUUAUUAACACGCCGCACGCCGUACUGCCUCACAAAUGAUACUCCAUUACUCUCCUCCAACCCAAACUUAAAAGUAGAAUAUCUCAUCAAUGGAUCGACGUGGUGGUUUUACCCUCAAAAAAUAACAUAAAUAUAAAAUUGUAGAGCUGCUUGUUUUUUAAAUUUUCUAGAAAACAAAUUCCAGAAAAAGUUAAUACUUUCCGAAAUAUGAGUGUAUCCACUUGAAUGAAUAACACGGUGUGUAUUAUAUACCGUUAAUAUUAAUUUUACUUCCGGGAAAAAAAAAUGAAACACGCGUUUAACGAAAUAGUAAAUAAAUGUGUAAAUAAAUGAAAAUAUUUCGGAGGACAGUGUUUUUAAUCUUAGAUUAUAUGAACAUUCAACCAAUGAUAAAUGCGCGUGAACCGUUACGCUCGUAUUUUAAUAAAAAAUUGUACUUUGAUUCUCUGUCAAUAAAAAGUUGGUUAAAUACUAUACACACACACACAGGCACACACACACACACACACAAAACGUAUAUCAAUAUUAAUAACGUUGAAAGUACCAAAAACACGAAGGAUCAAUGGCGCAACCAGAGGGGUUUUUUGGGGUUUCUGGACACCCUGUACCCCUACAUCCACGUUUGGGUAAUAUAAAUGUGUUAAAGUAUUAGUGUUUUUUCAAUGUAGACAUAUCACACCUCCCUUCAAAAAAUCGACUUUGUAUAGAUCCGGUGAAAUAUAACCACUAUAGGUAUAUGAGUCUGUAAGAAGCGCUCGUAGAAAUUUAAAAAAUAGUGGUGUGAUAUUUUAAUAUGACAUUUUUAAAUGUACAUAUUAUUAUAUUAAUACAAUAUUUUCGCGCAGACAAGCGUGUAUAAUGUGUAUUGUAGAAAAUUUUCAUAAAAUAAUAGUUUGCGAUGGACGUUUACGACUGUUAUACCUAAACCGUCGGCGACUUAAUUUUAAAAUGACUAAAAUGUGUUUGGGUGAAACGAAAUAAAUAUAAUUAUUAUGUAUUCUCAACCCGGCAUUAUAUUAUUGAACGCGAGACCUAUAUCCGAUUUACGAUCGGUGAUAAUAUUGCCCAUUAAUAUUAUCCGAUAUAAAAUUGAUUUAUACCAAAGUGCAAAGGGCGAACACGUGUAAAGUUCGCAAUAUUGUCACCUAAGAUAUUAACAAUAGAUAACAACACGUCAUACACGUGCGUAGGUAAUAUUAUUAAUCUUAACCAUGUCCGUGUCUCAUUAAAAAUUGAACUCUAACCUUAUCGCGGGGUAAUAUCGUUGCCUGGGCAAGCCGAAAAUUACCUUGGAAAUUAUAGGUACCUGCGAAAUUAAGCAGGUCAACAUUAUUAUUUGAAAUGAAAAUAAUCGGCCCCCGUUUCAAUUAAUCGAUCGAUUAUUGUAAUAAUUAUAGUUGCGUAAAAGUGUAACAUUUUCAAAAUACCCCGCUCUCCUCCACGAACAAAAAUUAUGAGUUAACAUCCGUAACAUCAAAGAGAAUAUCCAUAAAUUUUACUUUUUCACAAAUUAGUACUGUAAUAUAAUAUUUAUUUAUUUCAGUGUUUUUUUUUUUUCACUCAUACGUUAAUAAUUCGAUUUAUUGGCAAGGUAAUAAGUUAGUAAUAAAAAAAAAAAAAAAACGGAUCCGAGCGAAGUACUGUUAAACACGAUUUAAAAUGCCGUAAUUUUCAUGAUUUCCGUCAAAAUUUUAUCAUUAACAUGUAUGGAAAAAAAUAACUAUGUAACGCUCAAAUUUUUUUUUUUACCACUAAGUACAAUCUGUAACUGUAUUAAAUGUUCAAGUUUUUCUGUUUGGUCAAACAGUUUUAUCCGUAUAUAAAAUACAUAGGAACCGAAUAAAAACUAAAAAAAAACGUUGAAAAUGUAAAAUGCCUAUAAAUAACUCAAAAUCAAAAAUGUUACCACGACAGAAAAAACUAAUAUAAGUAUUCUGUGAAAAUAUCGUCUAUCUACAGAUAUUUACCAAAAAAAAAAAAACAAAAUAAAAAACGAGAUCUUAAACUUUAAACUUAAACUACCUUUUAUGUAUACCAACUAAACAAAAUUUACUUUCCGGAAAUAGACUAGAUACUAUUUUGAAAUUCGUACUAAGAUUCCGGUGGAAAAGGUGUUCACAAAUAGAAAAAAAUAUUUAAAAAAAGAUGAACAUACUCCACUCGUGGGUGAGCCCCUGUUGUUGAGAAGGUAGAGAGGAAAUUUAAUGUACGUAACGAUUAAUCAUGCAAAAACGAUUCUGAGCGAAGUACGAUUAAUAGUGUUUUUUUUCAACAAUAUAUAUGUCAUAUUAUGAUAAUAUAAUUACGUUUGCGGUUUAUUUUUCCUUUAAUAGAUAAUAUUUAUUUAAUAUUGUACCUAUUUUCUAAGUUUUUUCCCGGUUUUCCCCGUUUAUUAUGAAAAUAGCUAAAAAAAAAAAAACACCAAAAAUGACUUCCCUAAAGUAUCAGUCCGAUCAAAUUCCCUUUCAGAAAAAGUGUUAUAACUAAUUGAAAAUCGGAGCAAAAUUGCCGAUGGUUAGGUAAGAUUAGUUUAGGUUGCUGACAGAAAAAAAACACCACAUUGUAAAACAAUUACAUUCCUCAUCACUCCGCUCAGAAUCUAAAAGAAGACACACCGUAGUAAAAAUGCAUACUUUGCUAUAAGAAUUCACAAGAAACUAGACCGUUUUUAAAUAAUUAUUUUUUUCUGUAGGCCGCGAUUUCACCGUCCCAGGCGGCGGAAUCGACCGGUUGGCUGAGACUUGGCGACAUGGCCAUCGGCGACGGUAGCGUGUGCGUCACGUCCCUGAUCAAAGACAAGAUACGCGAGUACAUGUUGAACGAGGAACAGCAGACGGACUCCGUGGCGGCCCCGUCCAAAAGCGACGGUACGUGCGUUCGGCGGAUCGGCAAUUCGCUGGACCUGUUGUUGCGGGAGAGCCGGAAAGCCAGCCGCGCCGUGGCCGCGACCGCCACCAAGAACAAAACGUCGCCGUCCGCGGCCACUUCCGACGACCCGUCGACCGCCGUGACCACGGUCAUCAUCAGCGCGCCCGCCGACAGCUCGCGGCCGACCGCCGCUGACGGAUCCCUGUUUCCGCCUCCGCCGCCGCCCACGUACGCCAACCGGUAAGUCGAACGACCCUUACCGGAAAUGCCAUUUUGGUUUUGCGAUUACCGCGCGACCACUCCUCCGUCCCGCAAUUAGUUAAUUUCGCGGCGAUUUAUUUGUUUAUAAUAAUUACGACCGGAAACAGUAAUCGCAUUAAUUUAAAAAACCGCGUCGCCGGGUGUCCGGUGAGAUUUUUUAUAUAGUCAAUUGAAAUCCAGGCCACAUCCGAGUUCCGUUCCAAACGCAAAAUUUGAAUUCAAAGAUAUUUUAUUACUUCCGUUCCGGGUUUUUAAAAUGGAAAUUCCACUCCAUGUAAUUUAUUUAAUUAGACGAGUUCCGUCCCUUUUUUCAUUUUCUACACUUAAUUAAUAUAGUAUAUUAAUACAAUUUACAAUUAAACGAUAACAGUUUUAUAUUUUUAGAAAUAAAGAAUAUAUUGCUUUUAGUUAUCGCACUAAAUAAUCGAAUUUAAAAAUAUUGUAUUAUUUUGAAAUAAAGAUAAUACUAUUUGAUUUUUAAACUUUCCAGUCAUUAUUGGUGUGACUACGUGUUUGGAUUUAUUAUUUUUUAUUGAACUGAUAUAGGUAGUAAUAUUGUAUUUUUUUAGUGUACCUUUUUUUUAUUAGGGACGAAAUUGGUAUACACACUUUUUCCACCGGGAUGGAAUCGGUAUAAAAAAGGUUAUUAUUCGGACGGAACUUGGAUGCAGUCAAAAUCCGAGUUUAAUAGUUAAUUUUUUGAAAUUGUUCGCAUUUUUUUUUUUAUAGUAAGGAAAAACUAACCGUGAAUAACGGUAUAUAACAGUGAUUCUUAACGGAAGCGAUAACAACUUCCCCCGUCGAGGGAUGGUGAAGGGGUACUAAGGGUGUAGGGGCAGUAAACUUAUUUCGGACGGCAGUAGCGACGUAUUUCCACAUAAAAUGCGUAUAAUAUAUUUUGUGCUUCAUUCGUGCAAAUAAAUUAAGUUCUUUUUUAGGUAUUCUUUAAAUUUUAAAUUUGUAUCAAUAAAGGAUACACUUGUAUAAACGUUAAAAAAAAUAUUUACUUUAUCUUUGGAAAUUCCAGUUGUUUUUUUUUUAACAUUUUUCAACUAAGCCGUCCUCCACUUGUUUCCCAUACUCUUAAUUAUCGGGAUUUCACAUAGGCGAGAGGGGGUUUGAGUCUUUUGAUUCUAAAGGAGGCGUUAAAAAGAUCGAGAACUGAAUAUACCAGAAACAUUGGUACACUAUGACAGCAAACAAAAAUUGAAAGUUUGUUGACGCGAAGGCAUAUACGUAGUAAAUUUAAUCGCAACAAAAACACUCCUCCACUAUAAUGAAAAUAUUAUUUUCUUUGAAGUAUAAAAUUGAAGAAAAAAUAAUGACAUACGAUGUAUACGAAUUACAAAAAAUUACAGAAUAUCAACAAAUUUUACAAAACAAAAAAAAAAUAGAAAAUUAAAUGUACGUAUGUUGUUUUGUAUAUGAUAAAAGUGAGAAUAAUAUGCAAAAGUCAUUAACAUCCUAUCUCUAUAAUUAUUACGAUUGCGAUUGUCACUCAUCAUCGCUGUAAUAUGAUAUUGUGCUGUUCUAAAAUUUAUUUCGGAACAUCAGCGAUCAACUGAGACGGACUGCGCAUUACAACGCGGGAGUGGUCCAUUUCACGUGCUCGGAAAAUUACUGAAUUAUAAACAUAAUAAUUCGUUUAAUUUUCGAAGGUCAAUUAUGCGGACAAAAAAUAAUAAUAUCCGACAUCCGUUUUAGAUUCUGAGUGGAGCGAGAAAUGUAUUAGUUUUACAAUGAUGUUUAUUUUCUUUUCUGUGGACAACUUUUCUACCAGCGAUUUUACUCCGAUUUACAAUGAUAGGAAAUUUUCUGAAACAAAAUCUUACUGGGGUGAUACUUUUGUUUGGUCAUUUUUUAGCUUUCCGAAAAUUUUUCUUAACAAAUGUGAGAAACCAAUAAAAAAAAAUGGUUAAUCGUUGCGUACAAAUAUGGAAAAUAUAUGAAAAUAUAUAAUGCAUUUGCAAUUAUUAUUUUACCAUAAUAUAACAUAUAUAUAUAUAUAUUGCUGACAAAGCAACACAAUCAACCAAACUCCACUCAGAAUCGUUUCUUCGUUAGCAAUGGUUAUCGUUGCGUACACAUAUACAUUAAAUUUCCCCUCUACUACCUUCUUGACUUCUCACCUACAACAGUAUCCCACCCACGUGCGAAGUAUGUCCGUCUUUUUAAUAAUUUAGCCUAACCUAAUGUCCCUAAUGUACCUAUGAUUCCAUAAUCGAAAAUUAAUUUUUUACCGACUAUGAGUGUAAUACGGAAAUCUAUGAAAUCAGAAACAGUAUUAUUAUGUAAUAAUAAUGAAUUAAUAUAGGCCAAAAGCAAUUGACGAAAAAGAUUCUUUUUUUUAUCGGUUAUUGCGAGUGUUUAUCUUAUAGGUACAGUGGCACGGCGUUCGGGUCUGGCCUAGACCCGUUACCUUCGGGGCGAUGUUGGUCGGUUAAUUUUAUGAUUACUGGUUUGAGCUUUGGCUAAUGUGUUAGCAGCACAUAAUACAAUAUUGUAUAUAGAUGUACUCAUGUUGUGUUUUUGGAGUACAAAAUGGUACGAAACAAUUGUUUAUUUUUUUAAUUGCGAGAUAGGAUUCUAAUGAUUCUAUAGGCUAUAGCAAUGGUUCUCAAUUUUUCUAGGACCACGACCCAAAUUUUCCCUCGAAAAUCUAUCACGACUCUCAUGAUUUCACUUUUCAAAACAUAGUUUAUGAUACAGCUGUGAAAAUCAAAAAAUAACCUCCUUAAAGUAACAUCCCAUUAAAAUUUACUUUCAGAAAAAGUGCUGUAUUUGAAAAUCGAAGCAAAAUUGCUAGUAGAAAAGUUGUUCACAAAUAAAAAUUUAAAAAAUAAACAUUAUUGUAAAACCAAAACAUACAUUUCUUAGAAACUAUAUGAUUCAAAACAGUUUUUGCGGUCGACCAAAAAUUGACUCGUGACUUAACAGUGGGUCGCGACCAACAGUUUGAGAAACGCCGGGCUAUAGUACUCUAAAAUUGAUAAAUAAGUGCAACAAAUAUGCAAUAAAAAUGACGAAAUAAGUAAAAUAACGAAAUGUUCCAUAGCAACAUUAUGUAAACUUUUGCAUGGGAAGGAGUAUGCUUGGAGUCUAUUAGCCUGGUGAUCAGUUAGGGGUAUGUACAUUUAGAACUAUCAGUUAUACGGCUACCAUUUGAAACCCAAAUUGCCAACUUCUGCUCAAUGUGAACUAAAAAGGAUCCAGCGUGAGUUCGCAUAUGUCACGUAACUUUCGCUAUUAAGAUUCCUCUGGUCUCCCCACGAUUACUCUCCAGCAGACCAUAUAGACAUAGGCCGUUUCUCCAAAUUCCGUUUAAACCGCAACUCCGGUAAGAUAGAUCGUCCUUAUUGUUAACUAUAUCUCUUAUCGACUUUAACAUUCCUUAUUAUUCAACCGGGUCCGGUGCUCUUUUCAAACUACUUCCCUCCUCUACGACGUACCAUCAAAAUUCGACAAUUAUAAGCGUUUUUCGGGGACGCAUUAUUCAUUGCCGAGUCUCUGUAAUUAUAGUACCCUAUGUUAAACGAUUUCUUGUGUAUUUGAUUACACUAAGGAUUUAAAGCUGUUAACGGUACACCGUACACCGUUACUGAAUUUGCGUCAAAUCCAACAUAGAUACUGUUUAUUUUUUUAAUGCGCUAUUUAUUAAAUGAUUUUUAAAUUUAUUAAAACAGUUUAGAGUUAAAUAUCUAUUGUAGCCGUUUAUACAGUAUGUCCAAUGUCCAUAAAUAUGAAAAUGGUUUAGUGAAUAUUUCUUAACCGAUUUAAAAUAUAAUUUUGUUAUCUUGUUAAAUCGAAUCAAAUAUACUUUACCGUAUAGUUUAGUUUUAAUGCAAGGAUUUGUGGGAUAUAAAAAAUAUAAAUCGAGACGUGACUAUUUAAAACAACAGAUAACAAUAAUUAAUCAUACUACCACGGCUUGCGCAACGGCCUGUGUCGAGCUACUGACAAAAGUUCUUAUCACAAACGUUCACACCACCAGCGUUAUCUGUGUAUUUCUCACGAACUAAUGCGGUAUUCCGUAUUAACUAUAUUAUACUGAUAUCGGAUCUAAUAUAUUUAAUUAUUAUUGUUCACACCAGAUCGCACGGCAGAACCGCAAGUUUUUAACAUGACUAUAGACUUUGUUGUCAUUAAAAUUUGUAUAAUAACAGUUCCACGGUCAAAUAUUAUUCCUUGUCGUGCAGCCAUUUAUAUCGAUAUAGUCGUGCGUCCAACGCACAAACUGAUGAAGCGAUUAGGUUUUAAAAACUCGUUUAUAAUAUGUUCAAUGAAACCUAUUAUUAAACGAACUACUUAGGUCGAGCGUUUUAAUUUUGAAAACGGUUUUUGAUGUUUUUAAAUGCUUUUAAAGCAUUUGCACGUCGAUAACAAGUUUUAGUUUCAAAACGAUUUCAUUUCAAACCUUUUCAAUGCCAUCGUAUAACAGUAUUAUAAGGGUGUCCCACAGUGUUAUCCUUAUGCUAAUAACCCUGUCAAUAUUAAUUUUUUUUUCCUUUCGGGUUUUGUGCGAGGGGGACAUAUAUUAUGUAAAGAAAAAUUAAAGUUUAAUUGUCAUCCCUUAAUCAUUAAAAAAAAAACUCAUCCGCCACCCAUAUAAUACAGAAACAUCAUUUUUCAUUUCUAGACAGUUUUUGAGAGCUCAUCCCCAUUUCACAUAGAUAACGCAUAGAUAAUCGACGAACUAACGUUGGAGUCUCAUCUCCUUUAUAGAGUAUAGAGUUUAACUUGAUAAAAUGUGUUUCAUAAAGUGACAGUUUCAUUUUCUUUUGGUCAUCGUAGUUUUUUGUGUUUGUUUAAAAGUAAAAUAAUUUGUUUUGUAAUGUCAGUAAUGUACCUAAGCCUCUCUUACCGGAGGGGGGGGGGGUUUAAAAUGUAUUUGCACACAUUCUUAACAUAGAAAAUUUCUUAAAAAUGUACGUCACAGCUAAUCUAACCUAACCUAACGGAAAUUUUAUAUUUGUAAUAAAUUUUAAAUAGAACAGUUUAGUAGGUAUAUAAAAAAAAAAUCGUUGUUUAAUAUAAUAUAAUAUAAUGCAUGUUAUAAUAAUUUUAAAAUAAAUUAUAUUAUAACACAAAGUCUUACCUCCAGUUUUUCAUACGAGAAACACUUCCAAUUUCGAACUAGAUACUCACUUUAUGUUGAGGUUUACAAAAAUAUUGGAACUGCCUUUAUAAUAUUCAUUUAAAAAUUUCGAAAUUUCAAAAAACAAAAACAAAAAAUUAAUUGAAAAGAAUGUAACCUUUAUUUCUAUAUCAUCCCGUGUUUUCCCAAGUUAUGUUCUAAAAACUACAAGAUAAAUUAAAAAAUUGAGUGUGCAACAACUAGACAAAUAUUCUUGCUAAAAAUAUACUACUUAUAAUUUAUAUUUGGUAGGAAAAAAAAUGUAUCCGUUUUUCCUAUACGUUUCUUCCCAGAGUAUAAUGACUACGAGGAAAAUCAAAAAAUAACUUUCUCAAUGCAUCAACUAAAUCCAAAAAACCUCUUCUCAUUUUUUGAUUUGAAUGUGAUUUCUGGUAUAAGAAAGUUGUUGACAACAAAAUCAUAAACAAAAGCACGCAUUAUAGUAAAACCAAUAUGGUUUCUCGGCUAUGCCCAGAUUCAAAAAUACUUCAAUUAUAAAAUUGUUGAUAUUGUUUCUUGAAAGUAUAGAAUUACUCGUACGCGUAUCGUAUAAGAUAAUAAUAAUUUUAAAUUUAUUUCCAUAAGUUUUAUUUAGUCACGUGCAGAAUAAACACAAAUUACCGCAAUUUAGUCGCUUUUCAGUUUUCACAGUCACGGUUUGAGAGUUUUGUUUACACAAUUUAUUUAUUUUAUCUCAGUAAGUUAUGGCAGUUAUAUGUAACAGUUAAUCAUUAAUAUUUUUAGAUUUUUUCGAUAGGAAAAAUAUUAUACGUAUACUGUACAUUUGAAAUAAUUUGUCAUUCGUCGUAACUCAUUCUAAUAAUACCUAGGUGCACUAUUUAUACAAAAUCUCGAAUUAUACUUUUGUUGGACAUUUUUCUAAUUUAUAACGUUUCAAGUUUGAUUUUAAAUUUAACAAGUUUACUAGUAAGCUAUGCUCAAUGAAAUUCCUCUACACGCUAUGAGAGUUAAAUAUAAUAUUCAUAUAUUAUUUCGUCAGUAUUAAAUGAAAUAGUUUGAUUCACCACUAUAUUACUUGAGUAUUAUUUUUAAUACAAAUAUAUUUUCUAUUCAAAUAUGGACUAAAACGAGAAUUAAAAAGACGGAUAUAUUUCGUGCGAUGGAUGGGCCACUAUUGUAAGUGAAAAGUUUGGAAGAAAGGAUAUAAAAGGAAAUUAGAUAUGUAUCUGUACGCAACGAUUAACUAUUGCUAACAAAAACGAUUCUAAGCUGAGUUUGGUUAUACAUAUUUUAAAAGGCUGUAAAACUUAUGAUUUUCGUCAAAAUUUCGUAUAAAAUAAAUUUGCUCAAUUAUUAAAAAAACUUCAAUUAAAAUCAAAAACUCCUUAAUUUUUCAUUAAUGAGAUUAAAAUUACAAAAACAAUGACUAGUCAUUUUUAUUAGAGUAAUAUUUCGGGUUGAAAACAAAACGUAAGCAUUUAAAAUAAUGAAAUCAUGACGCCGAAAAUUCGGUUAUUCCCAAUUAUUAUUAAAACUACUUGGAAAAUCAAAGAACGACCUCCCUAAAGUACUAACUUGGUAAAAAUUUCUUUUCGGAAAACGUGCUAUACUCGAUACACCGGAGCAAGAUUUCUGGUUGAAACGUGUACACAAUUUUAAAAAAGAAAAUAAAUAAACAUCAUUGUAAAACCUCGCUUCUCCAUUCCUCGCUUCACUCAAAUAAAAAAAAUAACUCUUAUUAUAUUUAUUAAAAACCUAUAAAUGAAUAAGAAUAAAAUUGAACUAUUAUAGCGUGUAAAAUUAUUAUAUUCAACUACAGUUAAUUAUAAUUUUCAAGCCAAUUAACUUAAUAAAUAUCAUUAUAAUACUGUCGUAAAUGUCGAUAAAAAAUAUUAUUAGAUUACUCACCGGCCGGUUUUUCGACAAUAAAAUAUAUUUAUAUAGGUAUAAGCGGUAAUUUUGUCCGUUUUUAUAAUAUGUCUGUAUACGGUUUAGUGUGUGUAGUAUACAUUUUACAUUUUGGUCCGAUUUAGACCAAUUUAACUUUGACCCCGUAUUUUACCUAUUUUAGGGGUUUAAUUUUCAAAAAUUGUUCCUUAGUGGUUCAGUUCGUGAGUAGGUUUCUUAUUUAAUUUAAUCAACAAAAUUCAAUUUUUAAGGUUCCAACUUUGUUUAUUCUUCUCGUAUUUAUUACUUAUACCGAUUCGUAGCCAAUAGCCGACGGAAUCGAUAUGACGUACAAAUAUCCGGUGGGAUUGAUAUCGAAACGGCGGAAUCGAUAAAUCCCCCGUCCCGUUAAACUCUAGUCUCUAGUCAAAGACUUUUCCGCGAAGUCUGCUUUCAGGCAGCCCUGACCAGGUAUGUUGUUGAUUCGCGAGCGGUUACCAACGUGGUUGGACCGUCUUAAAAGGGAAUGUCUUCGGAACACGAGAACUUUUAUUAAUCGACGACGGCUUCGAGAAGCUGCCCAGCGCCCAGGGAUACACUUAGCGGAUACCCGAUCGUUUUAUUGUUAUUCUAUAGUGUUUGUAUUAUUUGGUCGUUUUAGUUUUCAGACUAUUUCAGACUAUAACAUUGUUAUUAUCUACCGAAAAUCCUUUAUGUUUCGUAAAAAUAUCGUUUUCAGAAUACGAAAAUAACUGAUAAACGCGGAAAGGAAAAAAAGCAAGAUGAAGACCGAAAGAUAGGUGGUUAGAAUCCACUGAUCCUCCAUCGGGGCGGGUAACGGGACAUUUUGAUUCGGGGACAAUUUGAUCCGUUUUGAAAAAUAAUUAAAGUGUCAAACCGGAUCAAAAUGUUCUCACCGCUAGAAUAUAAUGAGUAUUUGUCAUUUUUAUAAAAUGGAUCAAAACGUCCUCUUUCCCGGCUUAAAAUGUCACCUUACUCCGGGGCGCGUUCGAAAAUUCAACACGAGGAGUUGAAUUAAUUAAUAUUAUAAUAAUAUAUUACUACAAUCAUUAUUUGCUCACUGGCGAUUGGUUUUUCAUUAAAACGAAAUAAAAUUCUCGGUAGAUGAUGUUAAAAUAUCAAUUAAUUGAGAUUUUAUUUUGGUUGCCGUACACACUGCGGAAUGUUGUGGGCGCGGGGAAAACUAAUUUACUCGUUACUAGCUUACCUGUGAAAACAAGUUCCGCACGGUAGGUUAGCCGUUUAUUCCGAACUAUUCAUUCCGAAUCGUUUUUUGUUUAGCAAUUGUUUAUCGUUGGUUAGAGGUAAAAAUGAAAUAAUUGUAUGUAUCCCAUCUGCCCAACUACCCAUCUACAAGAGUGGCCGUAGGUUUGUCCCCAGUAUCAAAUUGUUUAAUCUAAUGUUAUUUAACAUUAAAUAUAGCAAUUUUUUUAGAAAAUUGUUCAUGAAAAAUCAGUUUAUUUUACUUAAUUACAUAUCUUACCGAUAGAAAAAAAAAGGUUCAAAGUGCUUAUUACAUAAUAAGAACCGAAGAGUUCAAAAAAAAAAAUAAGGGAAUAUUAUUCGAACAAAAAUAUUUAAUGAAUAUUAUGGUUUUUUUUUCGGAUUUUAUGUAGUCACAAUAUAAUUAUAAUAAUUAUAUCUAUGUAAAAUUAUUUGUUUCCAGAUUAAUUACGGUUUUUUUUUAUAAUAUUCAGCACACAUUUCGGAGUUCUUGGAAUUUGAUACAGAGGAAAUUAAAAUAAUAUCUAUCGAUUCAGUCAUAAGUCUUUUUCUUAAAAAAUAAAAACGAAAUCGUUUAUAAUUCACAUUUAUAUUAUACUUGGUGUAUAAUGUAUAUGACGAAAUGUAAAAUCAAUAACAUCAUUAAUAUGUUAGCGUGAUGUCCUUUCAAUUCGCGCGUCGUCAAAAAGACAAAAAAUAUUAAAUUAAAUUAUUUGUAUAACAGAAAAAUGACACCUAUGGGAGCACGUAAAAAACUUUGAUUGAACAAAUUUCAUAACAUACACAUCUGGAACUCAGAUAUGUGUUUUCCAGUUUUUUACGAAAUUCUGGAAUGUAAAAUGUCUAAAUUUAAACGAAAAUAUAGUUUUAUGGGCACUAUAUUGAUACCUAAAAUUCAAACAUUCUACUUUCCAGAUUUUUGCGGCCCAGAAAUGUACAUUCCAGGUUUAUAAAAGUACCCCGUCAUAUUAUAUAAAUGUUAGCCUAAAUCUCAAAUUUCUGAAUUCCAAAAACGAUAUUUUGUGUUUAUGAUAUUUUUGAUUAAAAUAAAUGCAUCCUUUAAAAGCAUGCUGGCUUAGAAAAAAAAAUAUUACUCCGAAAAAGUGCUGACAAAAAUACACAGUAAUCGUUACGUCGGAGAAAAAGUCUUGAUUCGAUAAAAAUAUUUUCAUUAAGCAAGGACUUUGAGACGAAAACGUUUUUUUGUUUCUCCUGGACAGUUGCAGUUUUGAAGUUGGAGGAAAAUUGGGAAUAAGGCCGUUAAUAGGCUAUUAAAAUGUAUGUUGUCUGCCCGCGAAAAAAAACCAAUCGAUUUUCGACCUCGUUGCAGUUCGUCUGGUUACGACCGAUAACUACACGACUGGGAGGCAGAUAGGCGUCUGUAAAUCAGUAUAUAUAUAUAUACAUAUAUAACUAAAAUAGAUCCCAAUAUCGCAUGGAACAUAUUAAAAUACUAGAAAGCAAUAUUAAAUUUGUGGCGUGCAAAAUCGCGAUUAAAACGCAAUCUGACAUUAUAGUGACAUGGUGGACGGUUAGGGUAAUAUUUAAAAAGGGGUAGUUUCGAACCUGCAUUAAUAUAUUAUAAUUCGCUAAAUAAUACAAAAUCUGUCGUCGUGUAUAUUGAACCUAUAGUAAUGAUUUUGUUGGCGAAUAAAAAAAUCCAUAAUAUUUUGGAAAAAUUCAUGGUGAUUUCUUAUCCUCCUUUUACGAAACCGGCUGUCGCAGGUAAAUGUCAUUUACCGAGAUGAAAAUCGAAUUGUUUUUUUAUCAUAAUAUUAUAAAAAAAUGUUUAAUACAAGAUAAGAUCAAAAGUCUGUUUAUACAAAAGUAAAAAAUAAUUGUCGACGCAAACAGAAACUCGAUGACAUCCGAUCAGUAAUAUAAUUUCAUUAAAUUUGAAUAAACGAAAUUGGCAUUGACAUUUCACAACACUGUAUCCGAUGUAAGCCUCCAGAAAUUGAAUUUGUUCUUUACGUUUAUAAAUAUUUAGAAAACAGAUUUGUCAAUAGUUGUAGGUCGUAUUAUAUGUAUAUACAUACGAUAAGUAGAGCGAAUCCCGAAAUGCUUGAAAUUUAAUGGCAUUCGAUGAAAUCGGCAUGUCCUAUCGCGAUUUUAAAAUAACGAUAACGUAUAGAAUAAAUGGAAAUUUGGGUGAUUGGAAACUAUGUUAAUUCAUAGUCAAGAAGUAAUACAUAUUAAAUCUAUCUACUCUAUAUUCUAUAUAGUAUAUACCGGAAUUUCUCCAGUACAUAUUUUGAUAACCAAACUGAUAUUUUGAAGUCAUGUUUGAAAAAUUGGCAUUCGAAAAUACCGUUGUCGUUUUAGAUUUUUAUUGCAUUCUAUUUUCAUUUACCUCCCACCCCAAAGUCAGUGGCUCGACUAAAUUUUAUUGAGAUAAAAUUUCCCUCCCCUCAAAGUCUGGAGACGUCUCUGCAGUAAAUUAGGUAUAAUAUAUUGAUGUUUGAAUUGAAAAUGUGUAAUCGAUUAAAGUAAAUAUUAAAUUUAGGUCGUAGUUAAGGAAACCUCCAAAAAUAUUAAACCACACGUGCAGUUAUACUUAUAAUUCAUAACAUUUUCAAAUUUCGUUUACAAUGAUACCAGUGGACCUUGUGUGUCUAAAGCUACGGAUUUGAAAAUAAAAUUGUAUUGUUCGAUAUUGGUUUUUAAUAGUUGUGUUUUAAACGUUACGUUAGCGGAUGUAAGCACCACUCCCGCUUGGUUCCUCCCCACUGAGCGUCUCUGAUAAAUACCCACUGUAAUAUUAUAUUGUGCAUAGUUUAUAAUAGGUAAUCGCCUAUAAAUGAUUAUCAAAAAAUGCUUUGACUAUGCAUCAUUUAUUGUAUUUAUUUUUUUACGACAAUUAUUAAACUAUAAUCGUCGCAUAAUAAUCGUUAAAUAAAUUAUAAUUCGAAACAAAAACUCGUCUUAAUUAUAUUCGUUUUUUGUCGCGGGAGACUUAUAAUAUCCAUAUUGUUUCUAAUUUGUUAUAAUAUUACAAGGUCAAACGUCGCGUUGCAAAGAUUAUUUAUUAUUUUACCCUUUAAAUAUUACAAAAACGAAUACAAAACCAAUAGGUACAAUAUUAUUUAUUUAAAAGAAGAAUAAAACGGACAGAAGCCCAAUGGUACAAAUGAGAAAAUGUAGAGAUUAUAUAAUACUAAGAGAUAAUAAACUCCAGACUUACUAAAGAUACUGAACUUAAAUAAAAUAAAGUAGUUUUGUAUUACCCACGUGUCACGUAUCAAUAUUUAGGCAUGGGUUUAAAAUUUCCUCUGAAAGUGAAAAACAAAAAUCCGUUUUUGUUAUGAAAGUCUAUUACAUAUUAUAGCCAUAAUCCUCGGAAUCGAGGAGUAUUUCAAAUAAAUUGUGCUGUACAUUGGUAUAUAAAACAAAAAGGUUUAGCGGUUAUUGUAAGCCGGGAAGUUAAAGGGAUACUAAUUAAUAAAUCAAUUUCAACAUUGACUGGUUUAUAAACCAAAGAAAUAUCCGCUAGAUCACGUUUACAAGCAAGAAUUGGAAUAUUUAGAAAGAACCUGACUUGCUUGUAAUCGUGAUUAUUAAUAGGUACCUAUUAAUUAGAUUUAUUAUAAAUUUAAAUGCAAUAAAUUUUAGAAAACAGUUUUGGAAGCGGUCAAUAAAUUGUUGUCCAAUUUUGAAUACGGGCUCCAAAUAAGCGAUCUGUAUUCUAAAAUGAAUCUAAAUAAAGCGCAAUAAAGAAGCUUUAAAUGAUCGCAAAUCAUUAAAAUCCAAAGAGUGACGUAUAACAAAACCUAAUACACUUACAGAUUUUGUUACGACACGCUAAAUGAAACUCCCAAAAAUUUAAAUUGCUUAUUAAAGUUAUUUCUAAGUCUUUAAUCGAAGUAACUAAAUUGAGUUUAAUAUUGUUUAUAAAAUACAUAUGACUUAUAUGACCACGGGAUGUGUAAAAACACAUUGAGUAGCAUUUACUUAAAUUAAGGCUCAUUCCGUAUUUUUGACAUCAGUAUUCGGAUAAGAUGUUUAAUUCCUCUUGUUAUAAAUAGUCGUUUAUUGAUGAAAGUCAAGUGAACAUUUUUAUAUCGUCUACAAAAAAACAGAGCAUGUCAUUUUUUAAGAGCCAAAGAGAUUGCAUUAGUAAAUAAAAUAAAUAAUUUGAAUAAAAUAACUGACAUUGUACUAAAAAAAAAACAAAGUUUCAAACUGAAGUUACUAAACCAAACAUUAGUAGGUCCAAUGCAUUAGUUAAUCUUUUUUUUUAUGAUCGACAAAGUCCUUCUCAAUAUCGGUAUAUAUUACAUUGACUGAUAAUUUUCUUUGAAAGAGUCGAGUAUACAAUUUGUUGUCGAAACAAGUUACAGGUUAGAACUGAUUUUUCUGACCUGAACCCAUGUUAACUGUUGUUUAAUAUUCGCGAUUCCGUCAGACUUUUCACGCUUAUCGCCUUAAAAAAUAUCCAUGUUCGUCCUAAAUAGAAAUACCUGAAACAAAAACGUUAAAUACCAUAUAUCGAUAUCGUAAUCUCUAAAAAAAAACCUUUGAAAUUACUAUAGCGUACGCAAAACGUAAUGAAUAAUAAUAAAUAAUAACAACGUAAUAAUCAAUCGUGUGCCGAUGGUUUUUUUUAUGGACAGUUUGACAUUUUAACGCGCCUAAUAUAUUAUUAUACGAAAAUAACGAAACGGAUAUCGUUAAAUUGUCUAAUGUUAUUAUUAUUAUUAUUAUUAUGCACUUGAAAACGAUAACGAAAAAGACACAGUAGGUCACUUUCGAUUUUAUCAGCAGUUUGUUCGGAACACGAUUAUAAUAUUUGUGUUUUUAUGUCACUGUGGCGUUGAAGUAUUAAUACAUACCAUACACAUAUAAUAUAGUAUAACUACUGAAAAAACACGUUUAAAAUGUUUUAUUUUUUUUUUCAAUUAAAUCGACACGUUUUUGAUCGUAUAAGUCAAAUUGCUCCGUCAUUAUGUAUUAUUUUAUGUGAAUUUCGUAUAUCCAUACGAAAUUAGAAAAAAUAACAAUAUUCCGACAUAAUUGAUAGUGUUUUUCUCAUUUAACAAUCAGUCUAUCAUACUCGUAUAUUCGGUUUAAUACGAUUAAUUUACGGAAUUUCAGUAUAACAGGCCCACGCUGAAUCAAAAAUAAUAAUUAGAGUCGGUAGAGUACUCUACUCGAAAAAAAUAUUACUCGACUUGGAUUUCGAGAUAAAAAUAACUCGCCAACUACAAUAACGAUAUUAUUAUUUCAAUAUCAUAAUAAUCCGACGGAUAUUAUUGACUAGAUAAUACUAUCCAAGUUGUGUAGAUGUGCAUACGACCAGUUGCGUGUUGAACUACGCGUUUAAUACGCUCACCAAAACCUACCUAUUGUCUGUAUUGUUUUUCCAUUUAACUCUUUACAUUCUAUAAUAUUUGGUUAUUACUCAUUACGGUGGCAAUAAUAACACAAUAAACAACUCUAUAUAUUAUCCGUUUUGACGUACUUGUUGAUUCGGAUGGAACCGUGGUUUCUCAAAAACAUUGUUAACACGCCACUGACCAACAUUUGAAAAAAAUACAUAAUAAUAUCUUGUCGUUUCAUUAUAUUAUAAAUAGUCAUAUAACAUCACGACGCAUAAAAUAUUUGUAUUUUUUUUUUUUUAUGUUUUAUAAUAUAUAAAUCAAUUUCAAAUAUUAUCAGCUUAGACAAACAAGUUGUAUAAAAUGGAUUAUUUCAUUUCUUGAGAUUAUAUGAGAUAUUAAGGCCAAAUUAAGCUAAUAUGAGAUAUAAAGCUUUAUUACAGUUUUAGAUUAUGAGCGUAGCGAGGAAUGUAUUGGUUGUAACUUGUAUAUAAUGAUAUUUAUUUAUUUUUGUAUAUAUAUAUAUAUAUAAACUGUAAACAACUUUCCUACCAGAAAUCUUACUCCGAUGUAUCAAAUUUAGUACGUUUUUUGAAAGGAAAUUUUAUCUAGUCGAUACUUUAAACAAGCCAUGUUUUGAUUUUCCAAGUGGUUCUUAUAAUAGUUGAGAAAAACGGGAAAAUUUACAAAAAUAAUGCUUUUAUUAUUUUCAAUUUUGUUUGUUGUAUUCAGGUAAAACAGUUUGUAGGGACUUGAAAUUUGGACUGAAAACGUAUAUUUUCUUUUCCUAGAUAUGGUAAAAUGUGCAAAUUAUUUGAGCCAUUUUUGAGUUAUUUAUAGUCAUUUAAAUGUUGCGAGUUUUUUACGUAGUUUUUAUUCGGUAAAUACUCUGUGGAUUAAAUUGUUAGACUAAACAGAAAGGCUUGACAACUUUAUGGGAAGUUCAUUAUAACUCGUACUUUGUGCGGUUUAAAAAAAAAUUGAGCGUAGUUUAUUAUUAUUAUUUUUUUUUUUUAUAAGUUUUAAUAUCAAAUUUUGACCGAAUUUCACACUUAAUCGUUUUUCGUUAACAACGGUUUGUCGUUACAUAUAGAUGUGCCUCACCCGUCGUACGAAGUAUGUCCGUCUUUUUUAUUUUUUAUCAAAAUUUGAAAAAUUAAAAUACAUUGGUAAUGUUACGCUGAUCAAGGGCUUCUUCUGGUGAUGUUGGUAAUGUGAAUCAUUGCAUUUGUUUAUUAUUAUUAUGUAUGAUAAAUUUACUAUGUUUUUUUUUCCGAACGUGACUUUUCUAACUAAUAUAUAUAUUUAUGUAACUGGGUCAAGGGCCUGACAACGGUUCGGCAGUGGUAAUAAAUAAAAAUUAAUUAAAGGGAUUUGUAUAUGAUAUUGUACAGAACACUGCGAAGGGAAUUUACGAUUUUUUUAGUUUUCUACUAUUCUUCCGAGGACGUAUCGACCGCCUAUUUAUAAAUAUUGUCAUCGAUAGUUUAACGAAUUAUCAUUGUGUUUGGAUUGUGAACACGGCCAAGAGCGUAUUGUUUUUUUUUUUUUUUUUGUUUGCUGCUUGUAAACAACAUUUCUACCGGAAAUCUUGCUCAGAUUUCCAAGCGUAACAUCAUUUCCGAAAGCAAAUCUCGUCUUGUUGGAGUAUUGGUAGGUUUUUUUGAGUUUUCUCCUUAGUAUAGUUUUCAUAGUAGUUAGAAAAACCAUAAGAACAUUUACGGCCAAAACAGUUUCGUUAUUUUUGAUUUGUUUUUUUUUUUUAUAAUUCGGUUUUAAAAUCUUCAAAACAUUCUGGCGGUUUUCGAGUUAUUUACACAGAAAUGUAACAUUCUCGAGAUUUUGUUUAUAGUUUUUAUUCGGAUAUAAAAUCGGUUUAGUCGAACAGAAAAACUAGACAAUUUCACACAAGGUUCAUUAUAAGUUGCAUUUAGUGGUGAAUAUAGUGUAUUUAUAUUAAAUUAUCAAAUUGAUCCAUAUACCUUACCAACUUGUUUUGGUUUGCUUUGCUUAGAAUUGACGUUGUAAAGUGAAGGACACGAAUAAUAUUUUAUGAUCUCGUCCAUCUUACAAACGGUACGACAUAUUAUAAAAAAUUGCAUCCAAGCAGAAUCAAUUUUACAAUUUAAUAUUAGAGCGAUCAGCCUCUAACAUUCUUAACUUUCUAAGCCAGUCUUUUGAAUUUUUAAAUGGCAUAAUAUUACGAGUAUUAUGUGAAAUAUCACAAUAUUUAAAAAUGCUCGCUUAAAAGUUAAAAUAUGGACACAAAUGCCGACGUCCAAAACAUAAAAUAUAAUGUUUUCACUUUUUAUUUUGAUAAUCGGUCAAUUCACAUCGAUAUUAAAACUAACAGCACGAAAUCGGUCCUGCUGAAUGCAAAUUUGUUUUGUCGCCACGUUUGUAUACAAUUUUCGUCCUUUUCAUUUUUCUCUCAUUUUCUUUUUAAAUGUAAAUAUAUUACGUAAUAUAUAAUAAUAAUUAUAUAUAUAUAAUAUAUAAUUAUAUUGCGUGAUAUAUCACGUAACGAAAUUAAUGGUUGUUUAAACACUAUUAAUUUUUAGUCGAACAGAUAUUUAAAGUUUUAUUAGAUAUAAAAUAUAUUAUAUAUAUUUAUAUAAUAAAGAGUACAGAUCUAUAAUAUUAUAAUUACCCAUACUAAAUAACUUGAAAAAAAUGACAUUUUAAUCAAACAAUUUAACAUACCUAAAUAUAUUGAAAGUUUUUUAAUCGUGGUACAUUAUGUCUAUAAAUGAUUUUUGUUUUUGUUUUUUUUUUUUUUUUCAUUGUGAUAUUUCACAUACUCAUCGUAUCUCGCUUAUAAUUUACGUAGACGUAUACGUAGAUAAUACAGUCAAUAAAAUGUUCUUAUUUAAGGUUUUUGUUGAAUUUAAAACACAAAUUCUUCUCCUCUUUAAAUUUUGUUAUUUAUAAAAUUGAACGAGAAAAUUAUUUUCGAGGGCUCUUUUUUUUUUUUGAAAAAUUGUCAUACAGAAAUAUUUUAGCUAUUUAAAGAAUGUUCAAAAACUAAUACAGCUGUAAUUUUUUUUUUCACAAUUUUUUAAAAAAAUCCUACACUUACCUCGAAGCUAUUUGUCUCUUUAAAUUUUGUUAUAAAAUGUGUUUAGACUCCAAUUUCAAUCUAAACGCCACAAUUUAUGUUUUAAGUAGAUAACGUAUUUUUGCUAUGUCUUACGUUAUUAUAAGAUGGAGACAGCAUAUUAUACGGAUAUAACAUUCUCUUAACAUAAUAUUAAAUAAUCAUUUCAAUAAUUUAAAAAAAAAAAAUGAUGUUCAAACAAUAGAAAAUCAUUUGACUCGUAUUCGCUAUAUAAUUACAUAAAGUUUGAUUCGAUUAAAACGGAUGUUUGACAUUAUUAUAAUAAGAAGGGGACGGCGUCCAAGUCAAGGACCUUGUAGCAGCAGCAGCAUAGUGUAUAAUGUUUUUCCUUGAAACAACCGUUUAAAACUAUAUACACUGUAGUACCACCUAUAUAAUAUUAUUGUUUUCGCGCCGUGAAAAUAGACAAUGAUGUCAAAGCUGCAGUUGUUUGACCCGCUUAUAUUUAAAAAUAUCCGGAGACCGAACGCGUUUCUUAAUACACGUUUAACUUUUUCGGAAUACGAUGUGCGCAUACAAUUUUGUCAAUUGUUUAAAACGGUUUUUGGAAUUUAUUUAAUAUGAGUUAGCAUCGGUGGCUCAGCGGUGUUUUCAGUUAUUAUUAAAUCAACGUUAAAGACACUGAGAAAAUUCUCGACCGGCGAACGUUUUAAACGUUUGAUAACAGACAAAUUCUGUAUGUUCGUAUAUCAAUGGUGAGAUUUUGUGACUACACUUUUUUCUCCUUUUGAACUUAACCAAAAUCAAUCAAUGAGGUGCCAUUUUAAAGAACAAGUUCUCAUCUUCCAAUGGGUUGUUAAUUUAGAACUUCGCAAUUUAUUAUUUAUUUAAAAAUCAAAAUUGAAAAUUGAUGUUUAAACCUAGAAUUCUUUCCUUAGGUGAGUCAAUCGGCUUGACUACUCGAUUUUAUUAUAUCGAAUAUCGAUAGGUCGAUUCGGCUUGGCUAUUUGAUUGCGCUACCGAAUACAACGCACGAUUUCUUUAAUAUAUGUCCAAAAAAUAUUUCUUUAAUUCUCUAUAAACGUUGCUUUUGCUACGGUCAUUAACAAAACAAAGAGUCAGACUCUUAAGAGGGCUGGAUUGUACAUGCCUGACCAUGUUAUUUGGAAUGGACACUAGAUAGUUUAUAAUUGACUUUUUCCAGUUGCGGCUCGUGAGGCUUGUAAGUAGUGAGGCUAAUUUUCUGAAAAUAACAUUGGGAGGAGGUGUUGAUAAAUUUACACGGAGAGACGGAGUAAAUAUAUUUAUUGACUUUGGGCCUAAGUAAUCUGCAGUAGGUAAUUAUUAUUUUAAAUUUAAAAAAUACUUAGUACCUCACAUAAACAUAGGCACAUAUUUUUCUGAAACCGAUCAAUGUAUUAUACUGCAUGUUUUAAACGAGAUUCUUUUUAAAAUUUUAAAAAAUGUAAUCUAAUUUACAAUAAACUGUUUCCCUACAAUAUUUAAAUAUUGUUUCAGUUGUAUUACAACUAUAGUGUACAUUUUUAAUAAAUUGAACGGCGACACGCGAAAACAAAAAACUCAAAACAGUUCAGAUGAAUUCGAACAGACCACCACGAACGACGAUUCGAACAAGACAGACAUGUCAAACAAUUAAUGAUACAUUUACAACGGUUGUCGGUUAUCGUUUAAAUCGAUCCCGUCACCCUCCGACCAUAGUACCGAUAUCUUAUGUCAUUUCGUUUUGUGACAAUAAUAACUACAGAUAAUACGUUUUGUUCAUACGCAGAGGUGACGAAAAACGAGCCGCACGACCAGUGACAGAAUUUAACUGGGGGAGGGUGGACCAAGGGGUCUGGACCCCCCAGACACCGAUAUAAUUUUAAUAAAAGGUCAUUAAUUAAUAGAUACAUUUGAAGUACAUAUGAUUUUUUUAGGACCCCUCUACCAGAAAAAUGUUGAAAAUCCACUGCUGCGCACAAUGAUCAUUGCGCGCGCACAAUUCUACUUAUUUAAUAUUCACGUACAUAAGCUUGUGUGUGUUUGUGUGAGUAAUUUAUAUACACACAUACAAAUUCAGAGACGUCGUCGGAUGGUGUCCUUCUGACGUCAUCGGAAUAUUGCCGCCGGCUGUAAUACCCCCGUUUAAAUACGUAAUAAUUAUUUCGUAAAUUUCUAAUCGGUUUAUUGUUGGUAAUCAACAUGGUAUAUAUACUAUAAUAUAAUGAGUAAUUAUUGAUAUUAUUAUACUUAGAAAAGAAGAAUUUUUUUCCCAUGUAAAAUCGUAAAUAGGUAUGUUCAAAAUUACUAACGAAAUAUGUGCUAAUAUUGGCGAACCGAGAAAUAUAUUUUUUCAGUAUUAUUUACUACAAAACUUUAGGUGAAGCUGAACCUAGCAUGCCUCUCUUGACGACUGCGCCACUGACUUUUUCUAGAGCCAAGUGCUUUUCAGAUAUUUUCGUGGCUGUUAAUGAGAUAUUUCGUAAAAAAGUUACUUUCGAUCAUAUUUUUACUACGGAUAUUGUGUGCAAAAAAAGUUUUUUAAUGUACUAAUUCAAGGGCGUCCGGGGAUUAAAAUUCUGAGGGGGGACAGCUUUAAUUUUUAUUAAUGUAAAUAUGUAUUUUCAAAAAAAUGUAAAGGUAUUAUAAUGUAAUAUUAAAUUUUACAAUUAUAUUAACCUAACCUUAUAAUUAUAUUAAUUUAUAUAGGCGAUUUAUUUAGGGUGUCCCAUGAAGAUAUACUCAUUGUAAUAUCUUCGGAAAUAAUAAAAAUAAACAAGUUUUUUGGGUUUUUUUUAUUUUUAUUACUCACUGGGAUAAGGACUACAAAUAUUUAUAUUUCAAUUAAUUUUUUGUUAUGCUUUGAUAUAAAACUUUAAAAAUAACUUUUUAUAUUAUUAUUUGUGAAAAAAAAAAGAAGUUGUAUGCACUCAAUUAGUGUCGUAAUAAUAAUAAUCAAUUAGAGAAUACGAUUAAAGCCUGCUGCAUAAUUGUAGGCACUUUUCUCUGAACUUAAAAAUUAUUAAAAAUCACGAAUCCAAUAAAAAUAAAAAGUUGAUACGUCAAAAUGUUCAGAAGAAUAAACUCUAUAAUUUGGCUAUCUUCAAAUUUUUCAAAAAUAAUCAAAAUAAAGUUAUGUUUUAAAUUUUUUUACCAAAACAUAAAAAGUGUAUUGAAAUAUAAAUAAUUGUAUUCCUUAACCCAGUGAGUAAUAAAAAAUCCAGAAUUUGAUUAUUUUUAUUAUUUCCGGAAAUAUUAUAGUGGGUUAUAUCCAGUCGUAGAACACUCUGUAUACCUGCAUUUACGUAGCUCUGUCUAUCUCCAUUACGGUGCAGUUAUACAACGGCUAUAAAAACAUAAUAAUAUGUAUACAUCGCAGUCAAACGUACACGCAUACAAUAUAUGCGUCAUCCGGGCGUUAUUCGUCGCGAUAAUAUUAUUUUAUAUGUUAUGUAAAAUCUUAAACGGAUACCGCGAACAAUAAUUUGAAGUAUAGGUACCGAAAGUAGCGGAUUUUCGACAUUAUUCUGGGAGGGGUCCUGAACAAUCGUAUGUACAGAGUGGGCUCGAGAAACGGAAAAAUUUGAAAUUUUUAGUGGUAGCACUGAGGAGCUGUUAGAAAGGUGCUAGUGUUAUUGUUAAGUUCAUAAUUACCUGUCAUUUAGUAAACAUGGAUCAGUGGAUCGGUGGGUUGGUUCAUAACGCGCUUUGGCCGUGAAGGAGUAUUACAAAAAUAGCUCAUUUGCAUAUCAACAGAUAUGUUAACAAGCAGAAUUGUAGGUAUUGGGUAUCUCAAAACCCUCGUGAUUUACUUGAACGACCCUUACACAGCCUAAAUGUUACAGUGUGUUGUGCCUUAUCAACGCAUUGUGUAAUUGGGCCUUACCCAAUACCGGCAAUUCUGCUUGUUAGCAUAUCCGUUGAUAUGAAAAUGAGCUAUUUUUGUAAUACUUCUUCACGGCCAAAGCACGUUAUGAACCAAUGUUUACUAAAUGGCAGGUACUUAUGAACUUAACAAUAACACUAUCGUCUUUCUAACAGCUCCUCAGUGCUGCAACUAUAACUUUCAAAUUUGUCCAUUUCUCGGGCCCACCUUGUAUUUAAAAGAUUUAUCUAUCUUAUAAUAGAUGGCUCUUUUUUUACACAAUAUUUUAUUGAAACUAUAUCGGUAUCUGGAGGGGAUCUAAACGCCCUUGAUCCUAACCCCCGUAAAUCCACCACUAUACAUAUCUAAUCGUUUUUUUCUUUGUUCUCUGUACAUCGACUCAGUAUAAAGUUCUGUUCCGGCAAAAUUUGCUUGUUGCCAUUGUAAUUAUUCUAUAGAGCUCGAAAUUAUAAAAAACAGAACAAAUGUACUGUUUAAUUAAGUUUCAUAUUAGUGCGGUAGUAGUAAAAAUUGAGGGAAAACAUUGUAUUUUGGGAAGAAGGGCGAGGAGAAGGAGACGGGUCUGAUCGCCUGCAGGUCGUACAAAAACCAUCAAAAAAUAGGCCUCGGGUAAAGUGGAAAAAAAAACAACAUAAUUUUGUUUUGUUUUAAACGUGGUUUUAAUUGUAAACAAACGUGUGUGUUUGAGCAUUAUUUUAUGUGAACAUAUCGUAUUACAACAGUAUAGUAAAUUAUAAACGGAGUUUUAUCAAAAUUGUUUAAGAAAAAAAGAAAACAACCGAAAAAAAAAAUGUAACUUUUUUAUUCGAAAUUAGUAUAAUAUUGGAAUUCUGUUAACCCAACCGAACGAAUAGGAACACCGUACACACAUACCUAAUAAUAAUAUUAUCGCCGUUCUUCAGAUCAUAAUAUAACGUUAGUUAUUUCAAUAUUUUAAUCGCGCGUUUAACGCGUCAUUUGCGUGUAUCAAACGUUUCGAACACAAGGAGACUUGUCUAAAACGGUUAUAGACGUUUAAAACGCUCCGCUCGGCCCGUACCUAUUCGAAAUGAUUUUCGGACGGCUGCGGCGUUUAGUCGUGACGCCGUAUCCGCUGCGACGCGCGGAAAAUCCGCAGCAUCCAUUGUGCAGGUAAGGUAACCUAACCCGACCCGACCGCGACUCGCAAUGAUAAAUAAUAAUAAUAAUAACAUUACGAACGACGAAAUGCAACGCCGUGUUCGACGAUAAUGUUCGAAAUUGCAUCGGGCGACUAGCAGCAAAAUAUUAUUAUUAUAUAUUACAGUACAUAAGAGCGAUGCGAAAAUAAUCGUUUUCGAGGUCACACGCGACGAAGGCCGAGCCCAGAGCGUCGCAGUCGUCGCAGUCGCAGUCGCCGUCGUCUUUCGGCGUUUCGCAAUUUUACGGCGGCGGCGGCGGCGGCGACGUUUCCGCACUAGAAAAUGAAAUAUUAUUAUGUUCUCGGAGCGCGCGAUCGCGAUUUUUAUUAUUAUUUUUUCGCUAUUUGAUUAAUAAUAAAAAAAACCUAUUGACUACGGCGACUAUUGACUUUGGAACCUUGGACGGACCGGGACGAAAGUCCAUAUUUUCAUCGGGAAAAAUAAACCGCGCGCGCGUGCGAACGAGAGAAUUUACGGUGUAAACUAUUUUAUAUGCUUAUACCUGCGCAGACGCGUUUGUAAUAUCGAAUCGCGUCCGGUUUAAUAUCCCGGUUUCGAGGGGAAGGCGGCGAACGUUGAACCGAAACCCCGGGUCUAAGCCGGUUUCGACUCCCCUGCCGUCGAACGUUUUUUUUUUUUUUUUUUUUUAAUAUAUAUACUAAGGGCGCCAGGAAAAUAUUCGCGAAUCUCGGAGGGGUUCCAAAAUGUUGAAACAACCAGUAAUCUUUCCGGGUGCGAUUUUCCCACUCGGUCGUCUGCGCGUCACAGUAACGCCGCCGGUACGUAUUUCGCGGUAGAAAAAUAUAUUUUUAUGGCUUGGUGCGUGGAGGGCCAAUGUCGAUUUUUCGAGAAAUAAAAAAUAGAAAAAGUGCACAAUUUUUUAUUUUCGUCAUUUACAUUUAAUAAAAUACACACAGCCUUGCGAGGAAUUAAAAUUGCAAAGCCCAUUUCCCAACAAUCGCAAAACGUGACAUUGGCUCUCCUCGCACCAAGCCAUAGAUUUAUUCGCCAACACCGAAAUUUACCGGCAACGCAACUGUAUGCGUACAAUAUAUUACGAUAAUGCAAUAACAAAUUUCGGUCAAUAGGCUGCUGCAGCUGUAUACUCGGAUAAUAAUAAUGUAUAAAGCGACGAAAACCCCGUGGGGUGGAGGGGGAUCAGCAAAUCGCCCGCCCUCCAUCUCCCCUACCGCUCCCCAGAGACCCGUUACCGAGUGCACCGAAUUUACUCGAUGCAGUCGCGGUAAUUUUUUUUCUUUCUUUUCUGUACGCCGUCACGCGCGAGGUCAUCGAGUCGGAAUCCCCGCGCGUGCGACUGUGCGACCGCGGCUAUCGGACCGUUCGGAUUCUGUGUCCGGUGUAAAACGGAAAAUAACACAAUCCGAAUUUUUCGAACGCAGAACGAAUAGUUGGUUGUUUUUUUUUCUUUUUCAUACUGUUUAUCCGAAUAAAAGUAAUCGUUUGUGGGAAAAAUAGUAUUCGAAUGAAAACUAUCGAUAGGUAUUAUAGUUCCAUCCGAAAACUGUCGACGGUUUAAACUAUAGAGAACCCGGAGUAAGACAGUGGCCACCGCGGUGAUGCCGUUUCCGAUUGGUUUCGAAACCACGAACAAUUUCGUCCAAACCAAUAUAUUACCAUCAAUAACAAUAAAUUCUAAAGGUUUUCGAAUCGGUACUACAUACGUGAUAUGCUGUUUAAAUACGUUUUACAGAAACGUCUGCAUGUUCCAAUACCUAUAUUAUGUAUGUAUUUAUUAAGAGGACGUUAUGUCUAUAGGUACCCGAAUUUGUGCGAACACAAUACGCUUACACGCAGGCAGAAUAGAACUCGCUUAAUUCUGGGUUUUUCGUAUCGUGUCUUCCUCUAAACGUAAUACGUUUAAAUGUAAACUACGGAGCAUCUGAAAAAUAAAUUAUUUCAGUUACAUCCAUUUUCUAAUACUGUACUCUAAUUCAGUGUUUAUCAACCUGGGGGUUGCCUACUAAUUAUUUAGGGUUCCCAAAAAUAUAAAUUCGCCAUGUAUAAAAUUUAUAUCUUUAAGGGUUGCUAAAAAAUUGAGUAUUCAUUUAGGGAGUCACGACAGUAAAAAGGUUGGGAAAAACUGCUUUAACUGUUGGCAAUCGUGUUUUGCAACGCAUCUGUUCAAUGUUUUAUUAUUAAAAUUCGAUUAUAAAAACUGCUGGGUAUAUGAAUUAUUAUAAAUACUUGCGAACCGAUAAUUUAUCACGUUUAGCUAACUUAUUAGUUACCCUAAUCAUCUAUUAUAAUAUUAUCUCAAUAGCUGGCAAUAUUAAAACACAAAUAUAGAUAACUGAUAUCUAGAAUUUAGUCCAUGCCGAUAAAAACGAUUGGAAGAAAAAGUGCUCAAUACGGCGCCGUCCUUAGAUGAGGACUAAAAUAGUGUGUCGCUCCUGAAAAUCGGAGUGUGUCUCUUUAAUUAUUACAAACGUGUGCAUGCGGAGUUUUAUAACGUGUACCUAUAUUAGUUUUAAUAGUAGAAAUAACCGUAAUUUGGAACUUCGACAAAAAUGUAUUUUAAUAUUUUUUUUAUCUAAAAUUCAAAUCGAUAACAACUUGAUCGUCGUCUCAAACGUUAUUGCAAAUACCUAAAACAUUAAUCACUGCAGCACGGUCAGUAUUAUAUUAUGAGUUACUCUUGGUCGUUCCUAUACUUGCACAAUAAUUUAAUUUAAUUAUUAAAGAUUUUUUAAAUAUCAAAAUAAAUACGCCAUCAGUAUCAGGAUAUAAUCUACAGGUGGUAGCCGUAUUGCUAGGGUUUAAUGUUUGAAUGAAAAACCACGUUUUGGUAAGUUACACGAGAAAGCCACCGACCGAUAGUGCGGACCCACUUGUGUUUCCACAAACAAAAGCGGACAAAAAGCAAUCGUCUAAUAAUCUCGCUCUAACCAAUAAUUAAUGUUAUUCGUUUUAAAUUGUUUUUUAUUGUAGUGAAAUUGUUCGAACCUUUGCUUUAUUUAUUUCGUGUUGGCAUUCGAACUUUUUUGUUUUGAAAACAAUAAAAAUCUAUAAGGUAUAUAUUAUUAUGGUGUGUAAAAAAAGGUCCAUAGAUGCCCGUAAGAAAUUUAUCAGGGAGGAGCAGUGUGUCUUAGUAAAAAAGUUUCGAAUGAUCUUUUUUUUUUACAUUGAACCCUAAAUAAGAACCUGUCUGAGCUCUUUGAUAAAAUCAAGCACCAACAAAUUAUAGCAAAAUUAUAUUAAUUAUCUAAUUAUUAAAUUUAUAUUUAAAAUUUUGAAGUCCAGGGGGCCCGUCUUGCCCCCAUCUCCGGACAUCCGUGUCUAUGUUCUCUAGGAGUUUUUUGUUUUGCUACGGAAAAUCUAUCGACGCUAUUGAUUGAAUUAAAAAAACGCGUCCCUGGAGAUCGGACACAUUGAUAACAGGUCCGGCGGCCACUCUCUGUGAUUAUAUUAUGUGAGUAAUAGACUCGCUAACUAUUCGAAUGUGCCCGUGUCGCCGGGUCGCGAAUUUUCAAAUAUUUAGUCGGAGAAUAAAACAAAAAAAAAAAAGGACGCGUUGUUGGCGACUCCGAUGCCCAUUUAUACACUUGUGCGAGUGCGCAUAUUACGAGUUUACAUAUUUUAAUAAAAUAUUAUCAAUUUAUAACAAUCGCGCGCUAUUUGUUUUGACAUUUCAACGACGAUAACGGUAAAAUAUCGGAUUCUUUUCUGUCGGCAAUCUGUGCUGCGCGAAAUUUCCGUCUUAUAUAUUAUAUAAAAAUAAUAAAACAAAUUUUUUAAAUAUAAAAACCUACAAUACAGUUGAAUUAUUUAACGCCGAUCUUUGUUUCGUACCGUUACGCACAAUAUCGGAAGACGAAACAUAAAAUAAAGUACUAUAAAAUGUUAUGUCGAUUCGGCGAUAUAAUAUUAUCAGCGUCUGCGGCUAUCGACAUACGAAUAUUCUGCAAUUUUAUUGUACACAAUUAUAAUAAAAAAUAAAAUUACGGACAUACUUCACACGAUGGGUGGGCCGUCAUUGUAAAUGAUUAGUUGUAAAGGUUUAGGGGAAUUCAAUUGUAGAGUGGAAUUCAAGAUGUUUAUCUGUACGCCACGAUUAAUCUUUGCUAACGAAAACCGAUUCUAAGCGGAGUUCAGUUACACAUGUUUUCAGUGGCAUCGGAGAAGGAGGAGCAGAGGGGGCAAUUGACCACCCCCCCCUAUCACAUUAAAAUUAAGAGGUAUACAAUCGUAAAUUACGUUUGAUUUAUACGUUUACGUAUUCAAAAUUGGUGGUCUCUCAUUUUCCCGAAAGUGCGUAAUAAUAAUAUUAUUAUCAUUAUCAAUGCAUAUAAACAUGUUGAGUAAUUUUUGUAGACAUUUUCUGUCGCAGCGCUUUUGCUUUAUCAAAUGAUAUUGGGAAAUUCCCCCAGUCCCGGAUAGUGUUCUCACAACAUACCAUAUUGUUUAUGUAUCAUUAGACUAUUUAUAGGUUUUUACAGUUUACGUCGUUUACGAUUAGGUUCCGAAUGGCGAUUAGUGAUUACUGAUUACGACUAUUAAAUGAGUACGCUGUCGCGCAAUACGGCAUAAAUGUAUAAUCAUUAAUUUGCUUACAGUAACAUUGAUAUUACAUGAUAUAUUCAAUAUUGUACAUUCGUAUAUUGUUACUUUUGAAUAUAACUCCAGGUAUAAAGUAAACAUGUUUUAUGUUUUGUUUCAAUACAUAAAUGUUUCAAUGUAUAAAUAUAAUGUAUUUAUAUUUAUAUUAUUUAUAUCAAUACAUUUAUAUAAUUCUUAUGUUGUAACAUACUACCUAUAUCAACAUUAAAAUAAUAACAUAUUAAGAAAGGUUUUCUAUUAUCAGUCACAAAUAAAUGUAUAAUAGCUGUUAGGUUUUUUAUGAUUUGUCCCCCGCCCCCACUCAUGAAAAGUAGUUCCUGCGCCACUGCAUGUUUUGAAAAACAGUAAUAUUUAUGAUUUGAAAAUAAUACAUUUCGUAAAUUUUCCCGUUUUUCCUAACCUUUUCCGGUUUUUCCCGUUUGUUAUGAAAACAGUACGGGAAAAUCAGAAAAUGAUCGCCCUAAAGUAUACCUACCCAAUCAGAUUUACUUUCAGAAAAAGUGCUAUAAUUGAAAAUCGGAACAAAAUUGCUGAUAGAAAAGUUGUCCACAGAUAAAAAAUAAACAUUAUUGUAUAACCAAUAUACAUUCCUCGCUCCACUCGGAAUCAAAAGUAUGACCACCACUAUAAAUAAUAAAUGUUUAGGUGAUAUUAUUAUGGACCUGUAUACAAUUUUUUUUUAAAUUUUUAAUGUAUUUUAAUGUAACAACGCUGCUUAGUGUAAAGAAAUAUUUGAUAGGUGUUUUUGUUUUUCAUUACAAUUCUCAUGACAUUAUCAAAUACAAUUUUUAAGUUUAAUUCUCGUAAUUUGUAUUUAACAAACAAGCACUUUGAGUAACAAUUUCAAUUAUUUUGGCGGUUAAACAAGUUUUCAUCUACCUACCUAUUUUAAACUUUUAAUGCUAAUAUAAUACGUAUAAUAUACGUACAUGCAUACUUACAUAUUCAUUCAUAGAUUGGAUGUCUAAAAUAAAUCGUACAUUAUGGUGUUCCGUGGUGCUCAAGGUAAGAUGGUUUUCGCAAAUUAAUAGAGCUGCUUUGAUUUACAUAUACAAUAAAUAUUUUUACAAAUAUUAGCCCUCUCUAAACUUUUGGACAAUUUUCGCCAACGGUUAUGUUAAGUUUUAAGCGAGUUACGAGCGAGUGAAUAGUUACGGAUUUAAAACGCUUAAUUAUACAUCGCUUGGAAAUAUUAAAACAACGAAUAACAUAAUACAACAACCGCAAAAAACGGAUCACAAUGUUACUUUCAAAUUUGAUAAUAUGUCGAUGCACUCUGUUUAGGGCCCCCGGUCGAUUAUUAAAACUAUCCUUACAAAGACUCCCUUGCCGAACGAAAAUUGUCUGUGUCGUAUACCAAACGUAUAAGCGGGAGACGAGAAAAUUUGCACGCGUCCUCUAAAUACGAUCCUCUUGACGGCGGUUUUGAAUAACGGCCGUUUUCGAUCGUUCAUUGCGAGGUAAAGAAUUUCUCGGUAAAAAGAAAAAAAAAAAGAAAACAUACCUAAAAAAACCAUACCCGUCGCAUAAUAACAUUACGCGUGCGAAGUAAAUUAUCCGUAGAAAUUCGUGUGUAUAAAUAGAUGGCGAGAACAAUCACACCGUCUUUAAAUAUAGGUAUAGGAACGGAAUAACAUGAUAUUAUUAAUAAAAUACUCGUCACUGUGCGCCCGUAAUUUGUCGGAUUUCAUUGGCGCGUAAAAUCCACUUUUAAAAUAGUUGAGGUUAGAUAAUUGUGUAUAUGUGUAUAUAUAUAUAUAAAUACAGGUGCUCAAUCUGACGUUCGAUACUCAUUAUCUCGAAAAGUAUUACAUUUUUUUUCGGAAUUUGUUUCAUAGAAUAUUUAAGAAGCAUUAAGCGGCUUUACAAUUUUGCAUGUAUGUUAUUUUUUUGUCGCCCAUAUUUUUGGGGAUAAGACCACUAAAUACUUUUGAUUUCCAAAUAGCAACGCGUACCGAAAAUCCCACAAAUAGACGGAGCGUCAGUCAAAAUAAAUUUCGAUGUUUAAAUUAUUGAUUUCCGUCAAUCCGUUGACGAGCUAUUUCUCAUCUGAGUUUUGAUCGGGGUAGAGUAUAAUAGUAGAGCAUCAUUUACGUGGGAGCACGGCACGCGAUAUUUUAAUAGUACAGCACCAAUACUAUUCCAGAAGUUAAUCGGAGGAGAUAAGGGCAGGAUAACAACACAAACUCACAUACUUCGCACAAUGGGUGGGUCACUGUUAUAGGAGAGAAGUUGGAAAUAUAAUGUUUAUCUGUACGCAUAGAUUACACAUCACUAACGAAAAACGACUCCAAACUAGUUCGGUUUUUUUUAAUGUAUUGAAAGGCCGUAAUAUUUACGAUUUAAAAAUAAUACAUUUUGUAAAUUUUUCCGUUUUUCUGACAUUUCUUCCCGAUUUUUCCAUUUAUUAGGAAAAUCCAUUGGAAAAUCGAAAAAUAACCAUCCUAAAGUACCAUCCAGUCAGAUUUCCAGUCUGGAAAAAUUGCUACACCGGAAAAUCGGAACGAAAUUUCUGGUAGAAAAGUUGUUCAGAAAAAAACCAAAAUAUCAUUGUAAAACCAAUGCAUUUCUCGCUCCGCUCAGAAUCUAAAUCACUGAGCGUAAACACGUAUUUUACGAUUUUUUACAUUCGACCGUCGCGAUAAACGCGAUAUAAUAUUACGUAUUAGGCACUUCGGAAUAGUUUAUACCAACGAUAGUUUUCAAUAGUUUGGACGAACUAUCGAAUAUUUCCUUCGCCUUUCGCCAUAAUCGAAUAGUUAGUUUUUAAUGUGUCCAAUAUUUCGGACGGGAUCGACUAUCGAAUUAUUAUUGUCCCGAUAGUUGCAUAGCUGAUUCGGUUGCGCCCAUCACUAAAGCGUAGUUGUUUUCAGAAACAAUAAAAUUCGUGAUUUUCCGAAUUUGCGGUAAACGAGUUGAUGCUUCACGGUUUCGUGCGGAAAUUCUAUACUGAGUGACUGGCACCUGCGUGGGGGUUCGUCCGUUUUCAGAGAACCGAAAUCCACCGACGAUACCGUUGUUUUAUCAAGACCGGUGACUUCAAACGCCCGGUCCGUGUACACGGUAACAACGCGCGGACGGUAUUUAAAAUGGGUUUUUUUUUUUUUUUUUUUUUAAAUUUUUUUCCACGCCGUAGAGCGCAUAAUACCGAAUCGUAUUACGUUUGCGCUUAUCGUGCGGAUUUGCAUACGGACGAAACCUACAAAAUGUGCGUAGGCAGGUAGAGAGAGGAAGAUGCGGCGGAGACGCGUCGUUGUAAUACGGACACACGCGAGCCGUGCGGCUUAAUCUAUUAUAAUAAUGUUACAUUGUAAUAUACGGUCACUCGUUUCGUUUUCUCGAAAGUAAAAAAAAUAUCUUCUAUUCGCGGUAUGACGACGAUUAUGAUGUUGUCGAAUACAAAAAAAAAAAAAAACUGCACAAUUAUUUAUAUAAAAAUUACGCUUAUCGGACGAGUUUUUUUGUUUGUUUUUUUUUUUUUUUUUCCCCGUCGCCCCAAAAUAAUAACAAGCCGAGUGUCCGUCCGUCCACGUUCGUUUUGUGACAUUACAUUUUAGCAUAACACUGCGACGCAUGCCUAUUGUUGCAUUGUUCGCGCGUAUUGGGCAAAACUGGGCUGUGAAAUGGCGAACGCGAACGCGAAAAAUGUACUCGCACGGUGUCCGUCGGCUGUCCCCCGACGUCGAAGAGGGCGCGUGGAAUUUCGGCGAGAAAAAAAAAAAAAAAACCGUCGCCCGCGCGUACUUGCCCGAAACACGAUUUUCGCAGAAUAAAACUUGACGGCUGCCGCCGCGGUCCAUUGUCCACUGCGGGUGACCACCUGCUCGGCUAAUUUUACGUCCAAGGCCGACGAUCCGUUGGGAUUUCGAUUCAUUCUUUCGGACGGCGCGGCGUUUCCAGUAGCGCGCGCGGACGUUGAAAACAUCGCGACCGCGAACCACCGCGUAAUAUUUUCUAUCAUAGCCACACACAAAUAUUACGACGACCGGAACACGAACCGGACGGCAAUCUCCGCGUUUCGACCGUUGGAUGUUUUGCGGUCCGUGGACGUUUCGACCGGAAUCCAUUUGUUCAUUUUUUUCAUCUAGGUUCGAAACCCAUAAUAGACAUAAAUACUCUGUAUUUACGACGUCUGUAGACUAAGCCCUAACACUCGGCCCGGAGAGUCCGUAAUCGCGGAGACAUGAUGCACGAGAGAAAAACAAAAAUAAGUGAAUCUAGGUCGAAUCUAGGGCGUGCAGGGCUUAGCCUAUACAGAUUUUGCGGACAUUGAGUAUUUAUACCUACUAUGAGUUUCCGAUUUAGGUAAAAAAAUAUCCAAAUUUAAAAACAGUUUUCGUAAUUAAAUACAAACAUAAUGAAACUCAAAUAAUUUUAAUGUAAAAUAAAAUCUAAGUUAAUAUGUUGAAUAAUUCAAUUACGUAGAUUAGUAUAUAACAAUCACUAUAGUUGGUUUCUAAUAAAAAGAUAAGAUUUAUCAUUUGAGCGUUUUCCAAUAACAAUUAGCUCAAAUGUUAAAUCAUCUUUAAUAACGCAAGAAUAGAAAAAAAAUGUUUUAGACCAGUAAUUACAAACUAUUUAACUAACUUUCUAAUAAAUGUACAAGUAUUUCUGUUUGAUCUAACAAUUUUAUCCACAGAGUAUCAUCGAAUAAAAAUUUCGUAUAAAACUUGCUAAAUUGCUCAAAAAUGGCUCAUAUGUUUAGAAAAUGUUAUCAAGUCUAGAAAAGAUAUUAGAUAUAAUAAGAUAUUAGUUUUCUUUUUAAAUUUCAAGUCUCUACGAACAUUAUGAACUGAAUUACAACAGAAAAAAUAGAAAAUUGAAAAUAAAAACAAUAUUUUCGUUUUUUCCUAAUUAUUAUGAAAACUGUUUGGAUGAUCUGUUAGUUCAAAGUACCAAUUAGAUAAAAAUUUCCUUUCAGUAAACGUACUUGGUGCAUUGUAGUGAGAUUGUUAGUGGAAAAAUUGUUCGAAGCAUAUAAAAAAAAAAAAAUCAAUUAACUAAUAAACAUUGUAAAACCAAUACAUUCCUCGCUUCUCUAAGAAUCUAAAAAUAUACAGUCAAUAUUAGCCACAGCAAUAAUAACAAUACCUAAUCAAAUCACAAAUAUGAUUACAGCUUGCUGCAUAAUUAAUUGGAAUAAUAAUCAAUACGACAUAAUAAUAAUUAUUAUUAUGACUGAUAUUGACAGUACGUUUUAUUUCUCUGAAUUUUAAAAAAUCGAAACGUGAAAAUGUUCGGUAGAAUCUAUGACUGGAAAAUGGCUAUUUACAAAAUUGUCGAAAAUAAUAUAAUAAAAAGUCACUGUUCACCAAAAUAUAAUUAAAAAUGUAAAUAUUUGUAGCCCUUAUCCUUGUGAGUAUUAUGUUGAAAAAAAAAACAGAAAUUGAUUAUCUCCGGAUAUAUAUUACAAUACGGGUAUCCGGUAUAUUUUCGCGGAACAUUUUGUACAAUAAAAAAAGUACAGUUAAUUCCAUCGCCCUAAACCCGACCGGUGAGAAAACAAAAUGCUGGAGUUGGUGACGAGGCCCGUUAAAAAAAAAAAAAGGAUCCAGACUUCGACGAAUUUUCCUCUCGGAGCCCGCACACUGUGUGCAGAUGGGCCUAAUUUCCCUGUGGGCUCCUCCGACGGGUACCACUGACUGCCCUUGGUAGUGAUGGGCACGAUUUGAACGGACGGCGUCGAACCGUCGGUGUCAGCCGAAUACUAUGAAAUACGCGGGCUGAUAAGUGAAUAAAAGGCCGUCGGCGUCUUUCGCGUAGGGCAGUGUUUCUCAACCUUUUCAACUGUCGCGAUUUUUUUAGCGACCCCUGAAUAUACUUUCGAUACGUGACAACCCGGUAUUAUAUAUUUUUGGCGAGUCUCAAAUGGAUCGCGCUCCCCAGUUUGAGAAGCAUCGGUGUAGAGGGCCUUUUUUUUGAAAUUUCGCCGCGUCAACGUGGGGCCAACGUAUACUGUCGCGUCAUUCGCGGUAUUAAUAAUAAUAAUAAUAUCAUGCGGUUCGCGUGUCGAAAUCGUGUUACAAUAAUGGCAGGUAAACGUCGUUUCGCAACUUCUGUGCACACGCCGACUGUCGUUUGUUUACGGUCGGGGAAAAAAAAAAAUGCCAAAAAAACAAAAAGGUCUGUCGCUAAACAACAACUGCGGUCAUCGCCUAUCCCCCCAUCCGCACCCUCCUCCGGCCGACCGUUUCGUUCGCGCGCAAAACAACGGCGCGGAGGACGCGUCGCAUUGGAACGUGUGGCGCAUUAAUCGUAAACAAAAUACGAUAUUAUUGCGCUUUCGUUUCGGUCGGAAGUGCGCAAGCGCCGCGGUAUUCCGAAAAACCGUCUGAUACGGGCGCGCAUUACGACGACGACGACGACGACGACCUGUUGUGAGAAUUCCAUGCGUAUUAUUUAUUUUUUUUUUCCCAACAACACGGGCGCGCGUUUUCGCGGGAAAAAAGUUCGUAUAGUUUCCGAAUAUAUUAUAACGUGUAGACAGCGCAUAGCGUGUAGCCGCGGCGGCGGCGUAGCCACAGAUUUAUCAAUAUUGGUGGGGGGAAGGGGGUUAGAGGCGUACUACUUUCAUAACAUCUUACCCAUAGCUGCGAGAAAAAAAUAAAAAAGGCGACCCCUUGGAUGCGCCACCGAGUAUAUAACGGUAUAUUACACGUACGUCGUAUUACGGAACCCGUUUCCCUCCCCCCCCCCGAAUCGUUACCGAACUUCGUGUCCGUCCUCGGAGAAGCCGUAUCCCGACGAAAGCCCAUUUGAAUAAUCGCAUCGGUGAUUGGACGCCGCCGUCGUCCGUGGACGCAAACUGACCCGACCAACGUAGACGAAAUUUCGGACAAACUUGAAAACAGUUCUCGACAAUUCACGCUAAAUAAAGAUUUAUCGUUAUUUCAACGUUCGAAUGUAAUAACUAAUAACCUAUAUUUAUGGGAGAGAGGGGUGGUGGGGCAAAUGCUCCGUUCCGUCCCGACGCGCGGACGCUCACGAAUCUAACCUGACAAUACAGCUAUGGGUCGUCCGUCAUAUUUUGUACUUGACAUAUUAUUAGCAGUGGCGCGAAUUAGAUCAUAAACCUCGGGGGGAUCGGUACUCGAGUCCUGCCAUCAUACGAAAUGCGAUUUACGGGGCUCUGUCUCUGGAUCGGAGGGAUGGGCGGGGGGACUUCAGAGGCCCAAGUACCCUAACCUCCCUCCCGAAUCGAACCACUGUCGUGUAAUAUAGAAGCUUGGAGGCCCGUGUUCUCUGUCAAAAACAUUGGUGAAAAAAAAACCGUAUACAAAUAUCGCACGUUUUGCAGAGUCGCUGCAAUGGGGAUUUUUUCAGGAGAAAUUAUGAGGGUUACAGGCCUCCGAAAAACCCGGAUCCGAUCGUGAAUACGGGCUCAAAGCUACGGGGCUCAAUACUCGACCGUCGCGACAUCACAGCGACAACGUUCAUGAUCAUCGGCUGCGAAUGCGAACGCGUUUUUUCGGACAUUCUUCAAACAUAAUCCGCGUACGGACGGUCGUUGAGAACGGAUUGCGUCGAGACGAACGACGGGCGCGCUCAAAGGCUGCCGUUUCGUGCCGUGUUCGUACCGCCGCGGUGUAUACAAUUUUUAUUGGGUACCGCGGUAACGAUGGCUACGCGGCGCGCGCGGUAUACGGCCUAUUGUUUGCGACGUGGUGUAUGCGGUACGCCGCGAAGUGGUGUCGCGCGCCCAAGGUCGACACGAGCGGAUCGCGGGGCCGGGGAAAAAAGCGCGUUCUGCCGGACGGACGGGCCCGGCAUCGUGUCCUUGCUUUGCCCUUCGCGCAGAGAGCGCGUACACACGCGCAACGUCGCGCGACCGACCGUUCGGCGACGCCGCGAUAUUAUUCAUGUACCUACUCCUGUCCGUCCGUCGAACCGGUGCGAAACGCGUUUUCGGACUGCCGACCGCCGGGUCCCGUGGGACGUUCGCGGACACCGUCGGCACGGUAUCGUGUAGCGCGCGCGAACACGAGGAAUAACCGCUCCGCGCCUCCACGGGCAAAGGUCUAGCGACUCCGCGAACGCGUUAUCUGACCGGCGGCGCCGCGUCCGUACGGUAAUAUCGGUCCGCGAAGUUAGCAAGCCUGCGGUUCACGACGGUAUUAUCUCCGUGUUAUCACUCCGUCCCGCUCGCUCUCUUGUUACGUCGACCGCUCACCGUCUCUCUCUCGUCGCCUGUCCAACUCCCUCCGUCGGCGCCCGGUGUAGCCUUGAGCCACCGCCGCCGACCCCGUCCCUACGGUCCGAUCGCUGUGUACGCGAUUUCUACGGACCAAUCGUAUCGUUUGUGUCGUCGUGUCGGUCCGCUCUCGCGAGUAGGGUGCCGUUUUUCUUUCUUUUUUUUUUUCUCUGUCUUCGCACUACCGCACGUAGUCCCACUCUCACCGUAACCUAACUGUUAAGCCGUAUUCGCCACUCACUGCGUUUUUUUUUUUCUAUUUACUUAUUCCGUGUAUUUCAGCCUUCACCGCCGCCGCCGUCAAUCAGUCGUAAUCUAUCGCCGCGCUCGUCCCGUCCGUCGUUCGCCGCGCGAAAAAUUUACGCCGUGAUAAUAUUGUCAUUGUGGUUGUUAUUGUUGUUGUUGUGGUCGUGGUGUUGUUGUUGUUGUUGUUGUUGUUGAUACCGUGUCAUGUCGUACGAGCGCGUCGGCGUUUUUCGUCGCGUAUUCGUUUCGAGCGUGCGACCGUGACAGCGACUGCUUGUACGACGGCGACGACUACUACGACGACGACGACGUCUAAGUAGGACAGACCGCGCGCGCACGCCGCCGCCCGCCCGCCCGCCAGGCACCGGGACACGCCGAGGUAAAUGAACUGUGUGUGUGUGCUCGCGAGCCGCGUCGUCGAACGGGAAACUGGACCGCAGCGAUGAAUUCAUUACGUUCUCCGCGUCGAGUUGCGUCGCGACCCGCCGCGUAGUUUGGACCCUUUCACGAGAGUGUUCCGUAGCCACCUUUUCCCCUUCGUUUUCGAUAUUAUCCGGUAAUUCCGUCGGCGGACCAUCACCGCCAUCCGGACCAGGUUCGUCGGGACGCCCGGGUAAGAGACGCCGAGAACCACCGCCGCCGUGGUGUUAACCGUCCGAACGAUCGAUUGCCGGCGUCGUCGACGCGGUAGGUACGUGUAAAAAUAGCAAUAAUUUUCCAUAGUAAACGCGUCGAAUUUUCCCGCAGCCGGUACGAGAUACGAUUACUUCCGAACAAUCGAUUUCGAUACGCGGUUUCGAAUACGAGUAGGUGUAGGUAGGUACCCGAAUCGUGUAACGCGAUAAGUUUACCGCAUUCCUGGUGCCGAGUGGACGGUUAUCGUUUCGGAAGACGGCGGGCGCAUUCCGAUUGUAAUUUUGGAGGGAAGGUCACGGGCAGCGCUAAAAUCAAUAUAAAUUAUUUAUAAUUCUUAACGACAUUCUCCGUCUAUAUAGUCUUGUCGAUAAACCCGCGUUAAUAUUACGUUCGUCUUGUUUUUGUUUUCAGUUAUCGGAUUCCAGAAGACGAAAUGCAAAUUAGUCGCAUGCCGAUUCCGGCGGAUAAUUGCUCAAACUCCGAGAUCAUGUCUGCGGACGCGACCAAUACCUCGGACUCGAAAUCAUCCGAUGUGGAAACUACGACCAAAAUGAACGGCGACAGUCACAAAAAACUAAACGGCACCGCCGUCGUUGAGAGUUCUAACGACACCAAUGAAAUCAACGAAACUUCCGAAGUCGCAGUUAAAGAAGGAAAUAUAAAAUCAUCCGAAAUAAAAGAACCCGAAUCGAACCCGGAAUCUUCCCAAAGUGUUGACGAACCCCCGAAAAACGGCGCUUCUUCGGAGGAAGAACAACGUGAAUGCGACGGAAAUGCUGAAAAUACGGAUCAAGUGGAAACUUCGUUGUCAACUACAACUGUAGAUGAUAAACCGAAAGACAGCCCCAACAAAGUUGAAGAAGCAAAGCCGAAAAUCGAUCAAAAUCAAGCGAACGAAGUGGUAGUUAUUAAGCAAGAAAAUCAACUGAACGAAGUGGUUGUUAUUAAGCUAGAACCAGAAACAGAAGUAUACAAUCCCGAAACUGCUGUAGGUGUAGAAAUGGAAAAACUUCAAAAUUCUGUUCACAACGGAGAAGUAAGUCAUAGCGAUGAAGUAAUCAAAAACGGAGAAGAAAAAUCAAUUCCGGUGAAUGGUCGUGUAAAAGUCGAAGUGGAUAAAGUAAUUGAAUCUGAAAAAGAAAAAAAUAUUCAAAAAGUCCCAGAAGAAGAAGAUAUGUCCAGCGAGAUGAGUACAGAUGCACUUUCACCUAAACAGGUACCUAAAUACUGAAUUUAAAAUUCCAUACCUUAUUUUUUUAUAUUGUUAUGCUAUACUUACUUAGCAUUGCUUGUGUUUAUAGAUUGAUGAACCUGUUGCUCGUAAGAGGUCAGCUGCUAGUCACGAUGAACUCAGUGUUGUGAGCGGAGCAAGUAGUGAUAACGAUUUACCAAAAACGAAAAAAUUGCGAUCUGAUGAAGAUGUGCCUUUAAUCAAAGAUGACACUCGGGAACGAUUGAUCAAGAAUAUUGUGCAUUCAAGUGGUAAAAACGAAGUUGAGUUGUCCAGAAACAUUGAGAAAAUACAAAACGAAAUUAAAGUGAUCACUGAAAUAGCUCAGACUAAACGCGACGAGCUGGUUACACUCAUUAGAUUACAAAAGCUCAAAGAAGAAAUUAUCGAGCGACUUAUGAUUAAAGUCAAAGAAUUAGAUGCUAUGAAAACAGACAAUAGUAAAGAUUGGAAUUUGCCUGAAAUGUUCCAAAUAAAUUUAAGCAGAAAUUUAAGUCAAUCCGAACAUAUUUUAAAUGAAAAGGUAAUACCUAUAUUAUUUAUUUAUAUUUUGGUUUUAUUUAAUGUUUAAUUGAUCUUUUCUUGUAGAAUGUAUUGGACAUCAUAGACAACCGUGACAAUCUAAUAGAAAAGUCUAUGACUACAAGUUACGAACAGAAUAACUAUGCUGCACCAUCGUCUAGCACUAGUAUCACACCAGUGGUACACCACACUGCAAUGAAUGCACAUUCAAAUGAUUGGAUAAUGGCGGAUAGGGCAAACCGUACAAACCAAAGAGUUCAAAGAGUGAUUUUGCCCAAACCAAGUGCAGCUGUCAACAAUCAAAAAGAAGGUCGUCAAGGUCCUAUAUUAGAUGUUAAGCUUAUCAUUGCUGACCAUCGAUCAAAAAAUCCUGAAACUGCUGUGCCCAAAAGAGGUCGCCGCAAGGCCCCUGUUAACGAUUUUUCUGCACCCACGUCUUCGACUCAAAUGAGAUAUCCAAAUCCGAUGAGUUUCAACAAUCCAAUUCAUCAUGCUAAUGAUGGAAAUUUUAAAACGAGUAAGAUAAAAAUGUAUUAUUAAGUAAUUUAUCAAUAGGCACCUUCCUUUUUAUCAUCAGCUAUAAGAAUUAAAUGGCAAAUUAUUGUGUUUCACAUUCAGCUGUCACAAACAGCCAUGGAGUUCCAAACAAUGUUUUGGAACACGGGUCUGACCAUAAUCGUUUUAAAGAUGUUCCUGCUUUUCCAGAAGUUACAUUGCAUCCAGUGUCGCAGCCAAUGCAACAGCAACUACAGCAACCGACUUCGCUGCUACACGGUAAAUGUUUUAAUUCAAAUACAAUAUUGGGUAAUGUAACAUUGAUAUAUUUUAUAUUAUUUUAUUUAAUACUAGUUUUUAUGACGUAUAAAAUAUUUUCUAAAUAAUGAAAAUAAUACAAUUCUGAAACAUACAUUUUAAGCAAGCAUAACAAAAUAAUAUUUUUUAUAAAAGUGAAUAGGUUGAUAAUUUUAUAUAAAUAUUUUACGGCAAAUUUAAUUAGAUUUCAAUGAAGAAUCAAACCAAAUUUAAUUUUGUGUUUAGAUAAUAUCAAUACGUCCAAUUUAUUAUAAAGAAGUUUUCGAGGAAUUUAAACAAAUUUAAAAAUUAUUAUUAAAAAUAACACAAGUUGUUUAAUAAUAAUGUUAAUUAAAACUUAAAAUGGACAUCUCUAUUUUUAUAAUUUCAUUACUAAGAUAAAUGUAAGUAUUUAUAAUUAAUUUUGUUUAGGUAUUUUAACAAAAGGCACACAUCAUUUACCACUGAGUAUGUCAAAUCCUCCGACUAAUUAUUCGCCGACAUUAGCAAGACUUUUAACUGCUCCAGAGCGUUGCAAGCAACCCAGAGGAAAGCAACGACAACCACCUGCAGCUACAGUUGUGUCUUCUAAUACGGUAUAUAUUUAUUCCAGUAUUCGUGGGAAAAAAACCAAUUAUUAAAUUACAUUCAUUUUAAAAAAAUUCUUUCUUCAUAAAUGCGUAUCAUUUUUAAGGACUAGUAAAUUUGAAUGGUUUAAUGUAUGUUGAAAUAUGAAUAGGACAUUUAAAUUACCUUUUUUGGGAUAUAAUUAAAAAAAAAAAAAUAGUAAUGUUAUAUAAGUAAUAAAAUGUUGAGUCAAUGUAUAAAAUAAAUUUACUUACAGUUCUUCUGGUUAUUUAGUAGUCAGUUGUAAUUGUGAUACUUGUUUAGAACAAAAAGAAAUAUGAAUCUAUUUUUUAUUUUGUUUUAUAACUCACCUGGCAUGCGCUUCAAAUGUUUAUGAACGUGAAUGCAUUCAUUGUGAAAAAAGUGAAUAAAUUUGAUUGAAACGCAUUACUUUUUAAAAUAUAUUUUAAAAACGCUGAUUUAUUUCACUUUAUUCAAAUGUGAUAGACAUUUAAAGUCAUCAACUUUUAACUUUUUCUCUUUUAAAAACAUCCUUUAACAAUAAUUUAAAUUUGUAUAUCAUAAUAAACUUGAUUAAAUUAAAUAACUACAUAUUAAGUUAUAAUUUAUAACUCAUCUAAAUUAGAAUAUCUUAAUUAUCUUACAAAAAAAAUAUAUAUAUGUCUAUAUAUAAUAUAUAAAUAAAUUUAUAUAUAACAUAUUAACAUAUGUUAUUUAAAAUAAUUUUUGUUAAAGGUGUCCUUCUUUUGUCUGUAUGUGUCUGUUAUUCAGAAUUUUUAAUCAGGUAGUUUGGAAGUUAGAUAGUGGGCAAUAUUAUUUUAAACUUUUAGGAGCGUAUAUGUCACGAAAUAUUAAUUUGUAUAAAAAGUAUCCCAUUAGAAUAUUUAUUACUUUAUAAAAUACCUUUACAAUAGUAGGGUAGUAAAGACUUGAAAAAUAAAAUCUUUAUCCAUCAAUUUUAUGUAAAAUAUAUUUAUUUUUAUUUUCUGGUUAUACAAACAUAUGGCCAUUUACAUAUGAAACCUUUAGAAUUCCAUUAAAAUUUAUAAAUGACAAAUUAUGGAUACAUGGAUGGACAUUAUAAAAAUAUAAGGAUUCUGUUUUUGUCUUUUUCACUACAGAACCUUAAACAUAAUUUUGACUAAGAUUUUAUUUUUAAAAAUAGUAAAAAUUGUAUAAUAAUUAAUGGAAACUCAUUUGCUAUUCAUAGUAAAUUUUCGAUGCUCAUAAAUAUCACUAUUAAUCUUUUUUUUUCUAUUUAACAUUUAUAUAUAUAAAUAAAUAAUGAAUGAAUACUCUAUUAAUAAUUAAUAUUUUUAUUGUGCCCAUUGUGUUUGAUAAACAUUAGUUUCAUUUUAGAUUACUUAUUUGUAUUUAUUUAAGACGGUUUAAUCGACAUAGUGUAAUAAUUUUAUCUACAUGGUGUCUUAUCUUGUUUUUCCAAUGCUAUCUUUGUGAAUAUUCAAUUUUAAUUUUUUAAUUUUAUCAAUUUAUUCCAUAUCGGCGGACUUCAUUCCAAUUUUAUUAUAUGUUCUGCUGAAGCAAGUACAAAAACUUAUAAAUUACAUUUUUAUUUUAAAUACUUAAACACUAGAAAAAAUAACUUCAACAUUUUCAAAAUAGCCACUACUUUGUAAUAAAUAUUGUUUUAAUUAUUUUAAUCUAACAUACACAAAUCCAAUGAAUAAUAUUUUAGUAAUAGGAAAAAUUAUAUUGAAUAGGUUACUGCUACAUUGUGUAACACUAUGAUAAGAACAAUUUAUUAAACAAUUAACAACUCCCCUUCUCUAGAAAUUGAAAUAGUUAUGAUAUAUUUAGUAAUUUUUUUAAAAUAAUAUCUAAUACAAAGUGACUAUUAUUAUGAAAGAAAACAAAGUAAUUUUUUUUUUAUUGAUUAACGGGUGAAAAUAUGUCUCUGACAAAAAGUUUGAAAAAAAUAGACGAAUUGUGUAUAGCAUCGAGAGACACCAUGCCACGCUGUAUAAUAUGAAGAAUUUUAUUUUGAAAUUGUUGAUUCAAUGAUAAAACUUAUAGUAUUCCAAACUAAAUAGUAUAUUUAAUACAGUUGAAAGGGCGUGAUAACCACUAGUAUUUUCUCUGUCUUACAAACGUAAAACAUAGCAAAUUUACUUUUAGCAGGGACAACAUUAUGGCGUUAGUUUAGAUAUUAGAGUAAAUUCACUAAUUAUCAAAGAUGAAAACAUCUGUGCAACAUCCUUACUAUUUUUCAAUUUUUAGGAAACAUGAGUAUGUGAAAUAUCAUAUUUUAAUAACUUUAAUCUCUCUUAAAAAUUUAAAUGUUUAAAGAAAAAUACAAUUUCGCAAUUAGUGUUUUUAUCUUUAAAUUUAUUAAUAGGUUAUUUCACUGUAAUAUUACGAAUAAUAGCCCAAAGUUGUCGGCUAAUUGUAAAUUUGCUAUGUAAUAAAUUUUGUAAGAUGGAUAUAGCACGUCUUGCGGUUGCAUGUUCUCUUAAGAUUAAUAAUAAUAUUGGUUAAUUUUAAUAAUGUGUCAGUAUUUAUUUACCAUUAAAAUGGUUUAUUUAUUUAUUCUUUUCUUUCAAAUAAAAUAAAAUAAGUGUUAUUAAUUUGUUUUGAUAAUAAUAUUUUACAAUUUAUUGUGGAUGUUAUUAUUACAUUUAAGUUUCAAAUAGCAAAACUAUAUAUUAUAAAAACAAAAACAACAAUUUUAAACUGAUUAUAGUAAAUAUAUAUAUAUUUUGUAUGUGUUUUAGCAAUCACGUAACGAAAUAACUAUCACUCCAGUUCAAAGUACAUCGAUGUCGACAACCUUUCAACCAAAACCAAGUGUCGCAUCUAAUAUACCAGUAAGGAUCAAACUUGUUAUAAAAAAUAAUAUACUUUAGAGAUGUUGAUUAUUUUGUUUUUAGUCUACUCAGCAGGUUGAUGACGAAGAUGCUUCGGAUAGAUUAGUGAUUGAUGAAGGACAAGACGUUGUAAAUGCAAACUCUCCGUCUAGUGCACCACAGUGUCAAGGGUGUAUGCAAAAACCAGCACAAUUUGUAUGUGCUGGAUGUGGUAAUCAAUGGUACUGCAGCAAAGACUGUCAAGUAUGUAUUUAUUUAUUUUUUUAGAAAAAUAUAUUUAAUUAUUAUGACAAGGUAAUUGUUCCCAGUAAAUAAUAUGUAAAAAUGUAAAAUAACAAAAAAAAAAACUUAUAGAUUCUAUUACUUAUAGCAUCUAUUAGUCAUACAAUAUAUCUUUAUCCUUCUAAUAUUAAAAUUUAUACCCCUCAAUAACGAUUGCAAACUAAUUGAAUUAUACUAAUAAUACAAUUGAAAAGAAUAUAUUAAGAUACAAUUUGUCAAAAUAAAUUUAGGUGAUUGGAUUUUAUCUUCUGAAAUAAAUAUUCGAGUAACUUUUAUAAUUUCUAAAUAUCUUAACUUUUUGGUAAAUUAUUAUUUUCCGGUAUUUAGCAAUUGUAUAUUUUUUUACUGUCCUUGUUCCAUAAAUCUAAAACCUUAUUAAUUCAAUAUUUUGCAAAAUAUCAGUAACGCAAUGUUAUUUAAUUAUUCGUAACUUUUAUUUUAUUUACAGAUUGAUGCUUGGGACGAUCAUUCAGAAGUUUGUAGCGGUUAAGUUAUCAUUUGUUUUAAACAUAAUGUUUUGUGCCAAAAAGAUCUCUUAAAGAUUAAUGUGUAUAAUAUUCAACAUAAAACUGGUAGCAAUCAGCUACCUUAAUCGUUAAAAAAUCUGUAUUUGGCUCCAGAAUACACACAAUCCUUGCAAAAUCUAUUUUAAGUACCAUUUGUGGACACGAAGGUCAUGUGUCUAUAAUGGGAACUGACAAAUAAUUAUUAUUGAUACCUAUAUAUUUCUAAUUAUAAAUGUAUUUCUAUAAAUAUAAAAAAUAUUCUUUUGUUAUUUAUUUAUGUAAAUAAAACUGAUCAUACAUAUUCAAAAAAAUUGUCUAAUUCCACCACAAGUGUUAAUCCAUUGUACAAGUUAAUAUCAUUAUUUUUUUAUUUUUUGAUAAUACUGUUGGGUCAAUGACUGUUAAUUAAUCUGCCCGCAGUAUACUUGUGUUAUAUUAUUGAUUUAUUCAAGUACAAAAGGAUAAUUUUUUAUUUUAUUAAUUUUAAGAUAUCCAGAAAAAUUUAUUGAAUUUUAUAACAUAAUAUAUUGUUUUUGAGUUUUUUUUUUAUGAAAAAUGACUUGUAAUACUCCUUGUAUGAAACCUGCCUCGUUGUUAUAUUUUGUAUAAUAUUAUUGUUUAGUUGUUAGAAUUUGUUUGUUUGUUUGUUUAUUUAUUGUUUUUUUUCUUUUCUUUUCUAUUCGGAUUUUUGAAUUUGUAAUAUUAUUAAAAUUGAUUAAAAAUCCUAAUAUCACACCGAAAACAUAUUACUCGUCAACUGUAUUUAAUGAC
This is a messenger RNA of Cinara cedri, 55782 nucleotides long. The record is from the annotation of a GenBank genome assembly. NCBI's taxonomy places the organism in Eukaryota, Metazoa, Arthropoda, Insecta, Hemiptera, Aphididae.